AUGUCGCAGAUACAGGCGAGAUUCUUUACCCAGAAUCAGAAGUAAGUAAUACAGAAAGUACUCAGAUCUCUUCAACUGUGAUUGGAAUUAUUUUAGUUUAUGUGGCCUGUGACGCCUCGUAGACCAUUUCAUUCAAUGCUUAAUGUUUAAAUAAUCAAUGCUGUUGUGUUAUUUUACACAACCUUUUAUUAUUCAGGGCAGACCACACACAUUCCUAAACCCAUGGUUUUACUCUGUUAAUGUAUAUUUGACCAUUUUUGGCGAAUGUCUCAUGAGUGGCUUUGCUGUUUUAACAGAUCAGUUCCUGCUAGUAAUGGUUAACUUUGUGGAUUGCAAUUCUUAAGAUUCUAAGCCAACCAGAACUACAGUAGUGCCAAAGGUCCUUUUUUUUUUUUUUUUUAAAUCCAUGUUAUAUGAUAUAGUCUGUUGCUAAAAUAACCUUCCUGGGAGAUAUUCUUUUACCUGGAGUUCUUUGGGAGUCAUCUUUGCAAGAAAAAAUAAUUUUUGGCCAUGCCCAGUAUAUUACCAGAAUAUUAUAUGCUGUUUAUGUAUCAUACAAGCAAAUGUUCCUUUUCCGUAUUCAUCCAAUUGCUAGAUAUUUAAUUACCAAAUAGGCAAGCUUGUUAUUAUAUUUCAUCGUGUUAUAUUAUAUAUGUGUAAUAUUUGAAGAAAAUAUUUGUUCGAAUUAAGAAUUAACACAUUUUUAUAUCACAAUUUGUUUUAGGCAUAGGAUCGAUGAUGUUCCAUUCUCCAUUCCAGCUUCUGCUGAUACUACAGAUCUUAGUAAUGUUAUCAACAAAGUUCUUGAAAGCAAGAAGGGUAAGAGAUUGUCUAAUGAUCAGAGACUUAACUAUGUAAACCUUAAUGAAUAUGAAACAUAGCACAUAUAAUUAUGGAUAAGUGUUUAUCUCUCAAGCCAUGUGUCAUUGGAUCAUAAGUCUGUAAGGGAAGCCAUUAGAAAACUGUGCAAGAGGUGAGACAGAUGGCUAUUCUAUUAUGAUGCAUUGGGAUACAUUUUUUUUUUUUAAAGAUUCUUUAUUUUCAUUUUCAGGUUUCAUUUGCACAUUUGAACAUUUUGUACAGAAAGAAGAAAAGAACGGGGUGGUUAUUUGGGAGAAACUAGUUUGGUACGACAUUAGUUCGUUUGCUUUCGUGUCUGGCACUUUGGGCCGAAGCAUCAUUACUAUCCCGUCUGUCGCGGAUCCCUGUUUGUAGGGAGUCGUAUAUUCAGCUCCUCUGUUUGUGUUGUUAGUAUUCAUGCUUCAAUGAGGAGGUCGUAGUUGGGGUGCUGAGCGUUGUGUUGGUCUUAUUAGUUAACUGUCUGAGGAUAGUAUGGCGCUUGUAUAUCUGUUCCGCCAGGGUUGUCAUGGAUGGUCGUUUUUAGGUGGGGGUUGGCGUCAGUGUAGGUUGCUGCUGCAGGGUGGUUAGUUGUGUGGCAUUGGGCAGCAGUACCUGACUCGUGAGUAAGGUCACAAGUCAGGGGAUGGGUAAGGAAGGGGGGGUGGGUGUGUCGGGGGUGGGGGGAGGGGGAAAGAGGGGGUGUUCGAUGGGGCUGGUGGUAGGGUGCUGCCCUCCUGGUUACCCCCCGGAGCUCCGAUUUGGUGGAUUGGGUUGGGGGUUGGGUAGAUGGGCUGCAUUUUGUCUUUUGUUAUGGGUUGAUGUUGGUGGAGUGGGUUGUGUGGUAGCCUUGUAUCACCAUGGGAGUGCGUUGUGUCCUUCUAGCCAUGGGUCCCAUACUUUAUGAAAUGAGUUUGGGGUGUCAUGGACCUGUGCUGUCAGCUUAUCCAUGGCUAUGUUGUCAGUUAUUUUAGUGUUUAUUUGGAGUUGAGUGGGUAUGUGUGGUGUGGACCAAGUUUCCGCUAUAGCUCUGCGUGUGGCCAGUGCUAUUCUAGCUAUGAGUUUGUUUUCAUUGCGGGUGAAGGUAUCAAUGGGCUUAGAGAGUAGGAGGGCCCAGGGGUCCAGGGGUAUUGGCUUGUUAAGGAUUCUGGUUAAUAGUGUUGUAAUUGUUUUCCAUAGAGGAGUGAGUUUGGGGCAUGUCCACCAGCAGUGGAGGAAAGUGCCGGUUUCACCACACAAUUUCCAGCAAAGGUUAUUGGGUAAUUGGUUCAUUGCCUUCAGGCGGAGGGGGGUGAGGUACCACCUAAAGAGCAUUUUGUAAGCUUGCUCUUUGUGGGUGACACAGAUUGAUAUGGAUUUUAUGGAUGCCCAUAUGUCUGCCCAUUCGGUGGGAUCCUCAAGAGGUCCCAGGUCGUUUUCCCAUGCUGCUAUGUAAGGAAGGGCCACCUGAGUGUGGUGUGUGGUUAAUGUUAUGUAUAGGUUUGAAAUUUGGCUCUUUCUGGCUGGAGAGCGGAGGGUAUCCCUCUCAAACUCAGUUAGGGUCGAGGUGGCUGCCAUGCGUACCGUAUCCGUUGCUGCAAAGCUUCGGAGUUGGAGAUAUCGAAAGUAGUCGUAGGUGGUUAGGGAUUCAGGGUUGGGGAUUUCUGAGUAUUGUAGGAGCUUACCAUUGGGGUAGAGAUGUCCUAGUCGGACUAUGUCUCUGUCCUCGAAGUGGGCGUAGUGUCUUGGUGUGAGGCCUGGUGGGAACAUUUUGUUGCGGAGAAUCGGUGUGAGGGGCGAUAGGCCCGUGGAGAGAUCAAACUUAUCGCUGAGGCGAUCCCAGAGAUCUAGGGAGUGAGUGAUCGUUGGUGACGUGGGUGGUGGCAGUGGUCUGUAUGGUUUUGGGGUCCACAUAUAUUGGGAGGGAUGGUCCCAGCCGAAGAUGAGGUGUUCCAGGUCUACCCAUCGUUUGUGGGCAGGGGGGAGGUGCCAGUGCUGUAUUUGUGUUAGGUGUGCGGCGUGUAGGUAGUGUGUGAGAUUAGGGAGGCCUAGCCCUCCGGAAGGCUUGGGUACGUAUAGUGUGGAUCUGCGGACUCGGGGUCUCAUUCCAUUCCAGAUGUAUCGGUCUAUGGCUGUUUGCAAGUGUUUGAGGUCUGAUUUUUUACAGGGGAUGGGAAGCGCUUGGAAGGCAUAAAGGAAUUUAGGUAGGAGAUUCAUUUUGACCGACGCUAUUCUUCCGAGCCAGGAGAUGGACAUCGGUUUCCAGCGUUCUAGGUCCGAGUACGCUUUGUGCAGGAGGGGGGGAUAGUUGGCAGUGUAUAGAGUGGUGGUGUCGUUGGUGAUUUGGAUACCUAGGUAUGUGAUCUCUGUUGGGCAGAUAUGGAAGGGGAAGUUACUUCUCAAGGUGGAGGUAGUGAUAUUGUUGAGGUUUAGCGGCAUGAGGUCUGAUUUUGUGGCAUUUAAUUGAUAUCCUGAAAUCGUUGAGUAUUCUUGUAGGGUUGACAUUAGGGCCUCUAGGGUUGGGAGGGGGUUAGUUAGGGUUAGGAGGAUGUCGUCUGCGUAUGCAGCGACGGUGAAUGUUUCGUCCCUUAUCCUGAUUCCCUCGAUUUGUGGGUUGAUCCGUAUGGCCUCUAGGAGGGGUUCGAGGGAAAUGGCGAAUAAGAGGGGGGAGAGGGGGCAUCCUUGACGGGUGCCGUUUAGUAUCGGGAAGGAGGGGGGGGUGAUGUUGGGGAUUAGAAGUUGGGCAGUAGGCGUAUGAUACAUGGCUUUCAGGAAUUGGGUAAAUUCUGGCGGGAAUCCGAAUUUAUGGAGUACUGCAUAAAGGUAGGGCCAGAGGAGGCGAUCAAACGCCUUUUCGGCGUCCAGGGAUAGUAUGAUCGCUGGGAGGCGUUUUUGGUUGGCGUACCAUAUUAGGUCAAUGGUUCUCCGCGUGUUGUCUUGUGCUUGUCUUUGUGGUAUGAAGCCUACCUGGUCCGGAUUAAUGAGUUUCGGUAGGUAGGGGUUAAGUCUAGUUGUCAUGACUUUGGUCAGUAUUUUUAGGUCAAUGUUUAGGAGGGAAAUGGGGCGGUAGUGGCCUGGUUCGUCGUGGGGUUUUCCUGGUUUGGGUAAGAGAGUGAUGUUAGCUUGUGUCAUGUCAGCGGGUAGUGGCUCCCCUUGUAGCAUCGCAUUAAAGACUUUGCUUAGUCUGGGUGUAAGUAUGUCCCCGAAGGAUUUAUAGUAGAUGGCCGUUAACCCGUCGGGGCCUGGGCUUUUAUUAGGUUUCAGGGUCUUUAUUGCCGCUAUUAUUUCCUCUGGAGAGAUGUCUGCUGCUAUCCUCGAUCUGGCGUCUUCGGUGAGGGAGGGGAGGGAGAGCCUCCUAAGGAGGUUAUCCGUUUGGGAUUGGAUCAAUUCUGUUGGGGGAUCUGGGGUAUGGUUGUAUAGAGAGGUGAAGUAGUGUCGGAAGACUUCCCCUAUCGUGUGUGGUAUGUCGCUCAUCGCACCGUUUGAAGUGCGGAUUUUUGUGAUACGCUUUGUUUCGGUCAAGUUUUUGAGGCGCUUUGCUAGCAUGGAGUCUGCUUUAUUGCUUUUCUCGUAGUAUUUUUGUUUGGUCCAUGCUAGAGCUUUAGUGGUAGCUGCAAGAGAGAGGCUUUUGAGCAGGGACCUGGCUGUUGUGAGUUGUUCAAGGUGUAAAGGGGUCGGGUUGCGUUUGUGGAGGGUUUCUAGUCGGCCUAUUUCGGUUAUGGUUUCCAUUAAUAGUUUGUUGUGUUGUUUUUUACGUGCAGUCGCUAGAGCUAUCAAUUUGCCCCUUAUUACCGGUUUAUGGGCCGCCCAUAACGUGAUUGUGGAGGAUACAGAGGGGUCAUUUAGGGUGAAGUAUUCUGUGAUGUCUUUUGCAAUGGAUAUGGUCACUAGUUUGUCUUGAAGAAGUUGUGAGUUGAGUUUCCAUGUCCAUGGGCGUAACAUGUUUGGGAUGGAGAGGGUUAGGGAGAUGUCGGCAUGAUCCGACCAGGUGAUGUGACCAAUGGAUGUGUGUGUGAUUCGCGAGGUGACGUUUGGAGAAACCAGAAAGUAGUCAAUGCAGGAGUAGGUGUUGUGGGGGUGGGAGUAGUAUGUGAAGUCUAGGGUUGACGGGUGUUGGGCUCUCCAGAUGUCUAAUAGGGUGUGUGUAUUUAGAAAAUUGGAGAAGAGGGUGUCGUUUACGGAGGAUCGUGGUUCAUUCCGGGGCCUGGCAGUGCGGUCCAGGGUUGGUUGAUGUGUGGCAUUGCAGUCACCGCCUAUGAUGGUGAAUGUGGCACGGUGUGCUGUUAGGUGGGCGGAGAAUGUUUGCCAGAACAGUGGUUCAGGGGUUGUAGGGGCGUAUAGGGAGGAGAUGGAGUAGGUCGUGGGGCCUAUUCUGCCGGUGAGUGUGAGGUACCUCCCGUGUUUGUCCGGGAAGGCCUGGAUGUCGGUCAGUGGGCAUGAUGAUUUGAGUAUGAUGGCCACCCCUUUGGUUUUUGCAUCCGGCGAGUUAGCGAGGAAGGUGCGGUUGUAGUGUUUGUUCUUGAGUGGGAAGUGUUUAUGGGGGGUGAAGUGGGUUUCUUGGAUCAUAAGGAUGUCCGCUUUUUGGCCGUGAGCCCAGCGUAGAAGGGAGUGUCGUUUUUUAGGGUUAUUGAGGCCUUUAGCGUUUAUGGAGACACAAUGUAGAUUAAGUGGCAUGGUACGGGUUAUAUCGCUCGUAGAGCGUGACUUGUGGAAGAGGGGUACUAUGGUCAAGAGGGGGUUUUGGAGCCCAGGUGGUCCCCAGAGGGCAGCGUUGGGACUUAGUGGGGCGGGUGAAGUGGGGUAGAGGGUGGGUUUGCUGGGCUUACUACGGUUGCCAGCAAGGGUGGACUGUGUUGUCCGCGGUCUCUCGGGCCUGGAGGGUCCAAGGCCGGCGGUACUGGUCUAGUCGCGGGGGGAGAGGUGGUCGUCUACUUCAGGGCAUGUGGCAGGCAAUUUUCUGUUUCGUUUGGGCAGUCGUAACUUAUAACAGAACUUAGGUGGGGUCAACUUAGGAUGCAACAGGUGGGAGUCAGGUUUUCCCCCGAUCCCUGCCUCCUCCCUCCAAGUGUCCAGGGCCGGAGGGGGGUGAGGGCAUGGGGUUAGGUGAUGUUGAGGAGUAGGUGGGGGCUGAUCUCCUGAGUCCUGCUUGAACUAUUUACAUGUCGAGCCGCACCCCUUAUCGUCUUUUAGGUCUUGUUGAGUGGUGUGUUAGUAAUUCUGUUGGUGUGGGUGUUGUUAGUGUGGUGCAUGGGUCGGGCUCCAGUAAGUGUGGUCCCUCUAUGGGAUAUCGUCUGGCACAGCAAGAGUGGUUAUGAGCUAUGGGUUUUCAGCAUGCACUUUCCUCCGGCUGUGGAGCCGUCACGGCCCGCCACCCCCCCCGCCCCAAUGAGGGGGGGGGGGAAGGCCGCCAGGGCCCCAGGCCGUCCGCUCCCUCCCGCAACUCGUCCCCAGAUGUUGGGCGCUCCCCUUGUGUGUAGCGACAAUACUCGAGGACAAUGCUUCAUCUUGUAUUCCCCUGGGGCCUCCCCCCUCCACGGAGCCAGGACCGCCGGCCCCCACCGCCAGGGGAAGGGAGUGGAAGGCCACUGGGGCCGCCCACCCCCCCCCAGGCGCGGGGCCCAAGGCGCCCCCAACCCCGCGGCCGUCGUCAAGCUAAGGGACCAGUCCCGAGCGCCUCCUAGGGUGCACUCCUUCCCCGGGGUCCGGGGCCCCCAACAGUCCCCCCUCCCCACCGCCCUUCCCCGCACCCAGGCCCAGAGUGUCCCAUUGUGGGUCUUACUGUGCGCCCAAUGUCAGUUGAGUUCAUGUGGCACUUCAUCUUGUGAGCUGGGGAGUGAACAACCCUCGGGGGGAGUCCUCUCCCGGUGCUGCCGAGGGGAGCGGUGCAGCAUUCCGGCUUGCCACGUGGUCUUGCCGGAGGGCAACAGGUCCAGGGUCAGGCGGAGGGGAGCCCGGUGGUGAACUGUGCCAGCGGUGGGCGCGAUCAUUGAGGUCUGCAGAUCUCCGGUAUCACCCCGGGCCCCUUAGAGGCAGUCCAUGCACUGCUGGUGUGUUGAUUCGGUUGUCAUCUGGUGCCGGGGUGCCGGAAUAUGCAUUGGGAUACAUUUUAAUGUGGAUAAGUGCAAGAUAACGCAUCUUGGACAUAAAAACCCAAGGGCAGAGUACAGAAUAUUUGCGAGUCCUAACCUUAACAUCUGAGGAAAGGGAUUUAGGGGUGAUUAUUUCUGAUGACUUAAAGGUAGGCAGACAAUGUAAUAGAGCAGCAGGAAAUGCUAGCAAAAUGCUGGGUUGUAUAGGGAGAGGUAUUAGCAGUAGAAAGAGGGAAGUGCUCAUGCCACUGUACAGAACACUGGUGAGACCUCACUUGGAGUAUUGUAUGCAGUACUGGAGACCGUAUCUUCAGAAGGAUAUUGAUAGUUUAGAGAGAGUUCAGAGAAGGGCUACUAAACUGGUUUAUGGAUUGCGGGGUAAAACUUACCAGGAAAGGUUAAAGGAUCUUAACAUGUAUAGCUUGGAGGAAAGACGAGACAGGGGGCAUAUGAUAGAAACAUUUAAAUACAUAAAGGGAAUCAACACAGUAUAGGAGGCGACUAUAUUUAAAAGAAGAAAAACUACCACAACAAGAGGACAUGGUCUUAAAUUAGAGGGACAAAGGUUUAAAAAUAAUAUCGGGAAGUAUUACUUUACUGAGAGGGUAGUGGAUGCAUGGAAUAGCCUUCCAGCUGAAGUGGUAGAGGUUAACACAGUAAAGGAGUUUAAGCAUGCGUGGGAUAGGCAUAAGGCUAUCCUAACUAUAAGAUUAGGCCAGGGAUCUAAUGAAAGUAUUUAGAAAAUUGGGCAGACUAGAUGGGCCGAAUGGUUCUAAUCUGCCCUCACAUUCUAUGUUUCUGUGUGUUUGUUAGUUGACAAUGAUAAGAUACACGAGUGUUGGGUAGUGUACCACUGAUGAAUCUGGCUUUCAAAACAGCAAAACAUAAUUUGUCUCUUGGCAUGCCAGAACUAUAAAAAUGUGCUGUCCAAAUACAUCAUACUGCUUGUGAUUGACUCUUUAAUAUAAAAAUCUUUGCUAAGUGUUUUUGUACAAUGUAUUUGUCUGUUUUUAUUGUCCAGUCCUCUUUGUUGUAAGCUUAUGGAUGGUCUUAUGUAGUACUUUUCCAAAGGUGAUUCAAGCAUUGAUUUAAAGCCUGUGGGCUUACUUCUACUCCAUUUUCUAUCAGUGUCUUAUUUUCUAUAUCUCUUUUAAACCUAUCUUUGUCCAUUUUUUAUAUAUGACCCACUCCAAGCACCAUGACAGCUUCAUCACAAUUAAGUUGUAAUGGUGUCAGGAGGCCCUGGCACCAUCUUACUUAAAUGGGGUAAACCUUUAAUGAAUGGUUUAACUCCAAACUUUUGUAAACAUGGCUGCUCUCUGUGCUCAGCUAUGUCCUUCAGUGACUUUAAUCAGGUAGCAUCGGACUGGGCCAGCUAGCUCCUCAUUCAGAAAACUGAAUGAAAAAAAUGUUGCGAGCAAUGGCUGUAGGAAUAAGAGAUUUUCUCACUCAAUGAGACCUAAUAUCUAUAACGGCUCUUGUGGUCUUCCAGGAUUCUCCAUUGAUAUCAGUGUUGUACUCUUGCUCAUGGCACUGUCCGCUGUGGACAGCGUCCGGUAAGUAUAACUCACCUCAGCUGAAUCCCUUGUCUCCACACAACAUAUGGCGAUGUCACCAUUGGGGGUCUUGGAAAAAUAUACAAAUAUCCCAGAAGAUAACAGAGCCGUUUUUAAUGUUUUCUGCAUAGCUCUGUUUGUCACUUGAAUAAUUGAGGAUAUUCUCAUGUAAACUAUUAUAUUUAUGGACACAAAGUAUUUAUGACUUUUUUAUCAAAAAAUCUGAUUUGAUUUUAUGUGGUUUUAAUUUUACAGAUGAUCACGCACAUGUGGAGUUUGAUUUCCUCGUCAAGGGGCAGUUCUUGCGGUUGCCUCUUAUCAAGCAUAUGGAUGCCGAGGGGAUUUCUACUGUAGGUGGCAUGACAAAUCUUUAUCAGUUCUUUUUUAAGUGAGAGGUUUUUUUUGGGUUCAGUUCACAUAUUUUAAUAAAUAUUACCUUUUAUAAAAGCCUACAUACAUCUCUUUCACACACGAAAUAAAAAGGGACACUCUGGAGCCCUAAAGCACUUUAGCCUGCUGAAAUAUAUAUUUUUUUCCUGCUAAGGAAAACCGGAAUGCAAAGUUUACAUAAUUGCAAACCUUUUGCAAUGGUUUUGGUUCUUAAAGUGCUACUGUCAUUUGGUUUGAUCUGUAAGCCUUUGUAGGACUCAAACACCCUAAGGCUAGGUUGGCAAACUUUUUAUACAGAGCUAUUUGCAGGGUGCUUCAUCAAUUUGCAAAUUGACUAAUAUUUUUUUUGGGGGGGCAAAGGAAACUUGGUAUUUAUAAAAGUAGGGGGAGAAUGUGAUAAGUAAUAAUAUGGUAAAGAAUGGUCUGCUUCCUAUUUUUUAAAUGCUUCUAAUGUCCAGAGUAAAACUAGAAUUUAGUUUAUUACCAGACCAUUAAAGGAUCUGGAAUCGUUUGCAAUCACGUGUGUAGAAGUUGUUUAUGUAACAGAAUAAUCUUUUACAAUUUUGUAUUUUAUUGAUUGAAUAUGUUAUUGUUUCUGUGUACAGCAGAAUUUAGGAGGACGUUUGCUGUCAGCAAUGUGUGUAAUUUGCGGUCUAUUGAUGUUGUACAAUGAAUGCAACAGAAUAGAGUCCAAAAAGCACACACGUUUCCUGCUACUUAACCAGAAAGCUAAAAAUCAGGAUUUUCUUUUUCUUUUAAACCGUAUUUUUCUGUUAUAAAAUUGAUCUUUAUUUUAUUUCCUUUAUUCUUUCUUUCACCCCAGGAAGAGGUAGUUGAAAUUGAAUAUGUGGAAAGGUUUACAGCUCCCCAGCCGGAGGAGUGCAUGCUCCACGAUGAUUGGAUCAGCUCUAUUGCGGGCUCAGAGGAGUGGUAAGUUAGUUGUGGUUUUUCUUUCAUUGAAUCUUUUUGCUAAUCUAUUACUUGAAAUUUCUCUCUGGGCCACAUGUGCAGUACAAAGUGGAAGGGGGGAUUAGAAGUAGUCUCCACAAGAGGCAGAAAUCUAAAUACAAUCGUCUUUAUUUAAAAAAAAAAAAACUAAAUGCUAAUCAUUUGCCAAAACCAAACCCUGCUUGUAAUAUAACCCUCAAUAACACCACGUCUGCCUGCAUUUUACAAUUCUGUUUUUGUUUUAAUACAGUACAGUCUUUAGUAAAUACUCUCUAUGUAUAAUUUUAGAUUUUUCAGGGUGUUUUUUUUGAGCUGGAAAAUAAAUGAGUGGUAGAAAGUGGUGCUUAUAAAGGGAUUUCGCCUCAAUAUUUGCAAUACACUAAUAAAUUUAUGGUUUAGUGAACGGGUCAUUCACUAAAAUGGCACCUAAAAAAAGAUUUAUGUGAACCAGAAAUUGUGGGGAUCUGACAUGGGAAUUGCAACCUUUUAGGGCAAAGUAGACACAUUGAAAGUAUUGUUUAGUGGAUAAUUACUGUAGUGGUUAGGGUGCUUAGAUGAUCACUUUUAGGAUUACUACAAUUGGGCUGCAAAUACUUGCUAAGCAGUCAACAAAUUGCUAAUCUGGCAAAUUGGCAACCCCAAACAGCAAAAAUAUGGUGUCUCAUAGACCCAAAAUAACUUCUUUGCUGUAGCAACGCUGCUUUCCUAACAGCUAUGUAGAGUGCUUUAACACAGCUUUGUUUGUUUUCUUUUUAUAUUUUCAUUUUGGCUAUAGGUUCCUCUAUUCUUGGCUGCAAUAAAUGUAAAUUAAUUUAUAUAUUUUUACCGUGAGUUACAGGAGCCUGUUCCACUUCUAUGAGUGGCCAAGUUUAUACCUAGUAAUUUUGCAUUGACAGUUGGCCAAUAAAAAUGAUUUAUCUUACUUCCUGAGCUGUAUUGAUAAUUAACUUUUCAUCACUAGGAUUCUAACUGGGUCUUAUGACAAGACUGCCAGAAUAUGGUCGCUGGAAGGAAAGCCAAUUAUGACGAUUGCUGGUCACAAUGAGGUUGUUAAAGAUGUUGCCUGGGUGAAAAAAGGUAAGUGUCGCCUUUGUAUUGUGAUGGAGGAUGUGUUGGCACUUAAAGGAACACUUCAAGUACCAUAACUAGUACAUCAUGCUGCAGUGGUUAUGGUGCCAGUAGUACCCUUGCACCCUUCAAAUGUAAGUAGUCAAGCGGUUUUACAACUGUUUGCUUAUUAACUUGGGUUACAUUGGGUGCCGCUCCUUGCCAUUUCUCAUCAGCUCUGGAGAGCUUGAAGCUCGUACUUUGGGCUACCGUUAGCUCAUUGGUUGGGAGCAUCACCUGAUAACCCCCAGCCUGUGAUCUAAGCACUGCACCUCGGAGCUGAGGUCAGGCAGAGAGCUUGUAGUGGUUAUGGUGGUUGGCAUGUUCCUUUUACCAAACUUGUUUGAAAUAAGCAGUGCGGCUUAUUCUUUACACUGCAAGGAAUGCAUGUACAAGGACAGGAUUGAACAAUGAUGUGCAAAGCCAUGCCUCCAGAAUACAAAUCGCUGACUCCUUUCUCAAAUGUCAAAUUGUAUUGUGUGUAGACUAGAAAACCAGAGUUUGCCUUUUAAAUGUGUCAGUCUAGUUCUUUUGUAAUUGGGCCUGUGUGAAUCCUCCAUGUGAGCUCCUCAUUUGUAUGUAUACUGAUCAUUAUUUAGUGUUUGUGUGUCAGAAGAUUAUAUAUUAUGGUCAUCCAAUUUACAGGAAACAGGUUUGUUUUUAUCUAUUUGCACAGAUGUGUAGAAGACCAAUAUUGAAAUAAUUUCACUUGGGCAGAAACUUGUAUAGUCAUCAUUACGAGCAUUUCCUUGUGUAUAUACGUGCAUUUUACGCUCUCUUCCUUUGUAUAUGAAUUCAUCUAUUUAGUUGUCAUUCUAAAGGAUGACAAUAUGACUUUUAAAUAUAUUUAAACUAAUAUGAGAUGAAAUGUUAAAGGACCACUAUAGUGCCAGGAAAACAUACUCGUUUUCCUGGCACUAUAGUGCCCUGAGGGUGCCCCCACCCUCAGGGUCCCCCUCCCGCCCGGCUCUGGAAAGGGGAAAGGGGUUAAAACUUACCUUUUUCCACCGUUGGGCGGGGAGCUCUCCUCCUCCUAUCCUCCUCCGUUCCUCCUCCUGGGCUGAAUGCGCACGCGCGGCAAGAGCUGCGGGCGCAUUCAGCCGGUCACAUAGGAAAGCAUUCAUAAUGCUUUCCUAUGGACGCUGGCGUGCUUUCACUGUGAAAAUCACAGUGAGAAGCACGCAAGCGCCUCUAGUGGCUGUCAAUGAGACAGCCACUAAAGGCUUUGGGGGAAGGCUUAAUCCAUUAAUAAACAUAGCAGUUUCUCUGAAACUGCUAUGUUUAUGAAAAAAUGGGUUAACCCUAGCUGGACCUGGCACCCAGACCACCUCAUUAAGCUGAAGUGCUCUGGGUGCCUAGAGUGGUCCUUUAAAGUAAAUGGUUAUUGUUUUUAGUGAUCAUGGUUUCCUCUUGCAGAUAGCCUUUCCUGCCUGCUUUUGAGUGCGUCAAUGGAUCAGACCGUCAUUUUGUGGGAGUGGAACGCAGAACGUAACAAAGUAAAGGCUUUGCAUUGCUGCAGAGGUCAUGCAGCUAGUGUGGACACCAUAGCAGUGGAUGGAUCUGGGACUAAAGUGAGAUCCUUGUUAUUGUUUGUAUCCUGUUCGUAUGUCCCAUUUAACCAAAUUAUCUAUUAAAAUAACUUUUUGUAUAUAGACUAAUAGGGGUAUAUUAGUCAUGUAGCAUUGGGGUCUUCUCAUUCAAGGCAUGCAAAUAUGCAGCAUCCUUAUCUACAUUUGUAUCCCUGUGAGGGUCUCUUUUUUUUUUUUUUAACAACUGAUAUGUACAUUUUUAGUAGCGUUGUUAUAUCUCUUAUGAGUUACAAAAUAUCCCUUCUAGUGCCUGGGUGGCCUGUCUACUUUAGGGGAAUUUAUAUUUACUGUCACACAACCAUUAGUAGCUCCAGGAAAUCGCAGGUCUACUCUACACAACCGUCAGUAGGUCUAGGAAAUCGCAGGUCAACUCUACACAACCGUCAGUAGGUCUAGGAAAUCGUAGGUGAACACAACCAUCAGUAUCUCCGUGAAAUCGCAGAUCUAUGAUCGAGCCUCUAAUGCUGUCUCAAUCUUAGGCCACUGACAUUAAACCAUAUCCUAUAUAUGCAUUGAUAUCUUUAUUAAUCUACUAACAUUGUUUAAAUGUAAGGCAUAUAAUGCUAGGGUUAGUAGUGACUGAUGGCUGAUACAAAUAUGCACAUGGUUUGUAAUACCAGCGUUCUUUCUUAAUCAUUUUAUGAUGACACCUUUUUCUUGUUCCUUCAGUUUUGCAGUGGCUCAUGGGAUAAGAUGCUGAAAAUAUGGUCCGCAGGUUAGCAUCUGUUAUGUCAUGCAGGAUGUAUUUAGGAAAUUGCAGUUAUCUGAUGGAUUUAUGGAAAACAUGUUUUAUUGUCAUUACACUCUCCUUCUCGAGGAGGGUAUAUUUCUUAUGUUUUUUUUUUUUUUUUUUUUUUUACCUUGAACCUUCAGGUUGUUUUGAUGGUAAAUAAUGGUAUUAUAACCUAAUAAUUGCUAUAAUUUACCUUCACUUCUUUUAAUUCGGGCUUGAUAUUCUUCCAUAUUAUCUGACAUGUUAAUUAAUUUGUUAAUAACCUGUAAAGAUUAGAAAUGGAAAUAAUCCUGGUUAGUGAAGACUCUAAUGGGGAAAAAAAACUUUUUUAAACACAUCGACGCUAUUACUUUUAUAUUGAAAAUAUUUAGUAUUCAAUGCCAUCACAUGCACAUGUGUCUUUCAUUUGCAUAUAUGUACACAUGUAACUUAAAAGGAGGUGAGCAGUAAUUAUUUCAGAAUCUGGAGUAAAUAUUUAAUUUUUAAGAUUUUAUUCAAUUUUUUUGUGACAAGGGUUGUGUAGUUUUAAAUGUUUUUUUGGGCUGUGAUGAUACCCAAAGUUAAGGGGGUAGGUGUGAUAUAUUGCCUGCCUGUGACACUGAUUGAAAACACCUCUGUUUGCAGUUCCCACAGAAGAGGAGGAUGAAGUCGAGGAGACUCCGGGACGUCCUAGGAAGAAACAAAAAACUGAGCAACUGGGGCUAACAAGGGUAUGUCCUUGAUUAAGGCCUUCAUGGGCCAGGAGCUGCAUAUGUGAUGGGUCUAAUGAGAGAAAUGUAAUGUACAGAUCAAUUGCCAUUUUAACUGUUAUAGAUUAUGGUCUUGAUUUAAAAUUUUAGGAAAAAUUUUUACAAUGUUUUUUUUAAUUUAAAUAUUAAAAUAUCAAAUAUAUCCUAUAUAAAAAUAUACCUUUUUAUUUAAAAUAUAUAAAAAUCUGAAGGGGGGGCGUGGCCGACCGCCGAGCAACCUGGCAGCUUAGGAAAUUGCUCCGGCACCCGGGCUCUCAGAAUCUGACGACAUCGUCUCCCAGGGUUCAGAAAACCCUCACAAUACACAAGAUGGCGAACCCCAAAGGGAAGAAGAGCACGCAGAAAGCUGAAAAACAAAAUUUUUUCAACCACAAAAACGCGAGUGGUCCAGAAACCGACCGCGGCACAAUCCAAGAUGGCGCUGACGAACAAACGGCGGGAAACAUCCCAAUCACGGGCUCAUCUCAUGAUAGCCAGGAAAACCUAACCAAACUCAUACAAACAUGGCAAUCCUCCAUAGGACAACUCCGCAAGGAAGUCCAGGACAUUGGCAACAGAACCACAGAUGUGGAAAAUACAUUGAGCGAGUACGUAACAGCGCACAACGACAUGGCCGAUCAUGUGGCGUGGCUGGAACAAAAAAUUGAAACAAUGGAGGCACGUAUGGCUGAUGCUGAAGAUCGCUCGCAGAGAAACAACCUCAGGCUACGAGGAGUUCCGGAGAGCAUCAUGCCGAAUGACCUACAAGCCUACGUGCAAGGCCUUCUGAGGGCGUACGCUCCGGACAUACCCAUGGAUAUGUUCCUAAUAGAUCGAGUACACAGGGUGCCUAAACCACGCAAUCUGCCUGAUACUAUCCCUCGAGACGUCCUACUGAGGGCACACUAUUACCACAUAAAAGAGGCAGUACUGCGUGCUAGCAGAAACCACACAGAACCGCAUGAGACCUAUGCAAUGAUCAAGAUCUUAGCAGACCUGUCUGCGGCGACUCUCAAACGCAGGAGAGAUUUCCACCCGGUGACAGAAGAAUUGCGUCGCGCUGGAAUCAGAUACCGCUGGGGAUACCCCACUAAACUAAUAAUUACUAAAAACGGCGAGCUCAACAUGGCUUACACGCCGGACGAAGGCACCCGACUAUUGAGAGACUGGGGGCUCCUCACAAACCCCCCCACGACUCAAGCAAGUCCAACAAGACGUCUGACACCAGAAUGGCGCCAAGCCUCAUCACGGACCAUGUCGCCAUGACCUACCCGAGGGACUAGGCCGUCAAGGCCAUAACCAGGGACACGUGAGAUAUUAAUAUGUACUGCUAAUUUCUAUCACAAGUUUUUAGUUUAAGUUUUCGUGAGGUUAACUGCUUUGAUUAGCAUUUUAUUUACCACAUAACUAAAUUACACUAUGCAUGAUUUGUUGGAUGCUGGCGGGUGGGGCGCCCCCAUGGGUGACAAUCAGGGUAAACUCCGGGCAACAAGGAGGGCCUGUAUAGUACAGGUAAAGAAGGGACCGACUACCAGAGGUGAUCCUGAUAUCUAAGUGUUAACUGUAAUUGCUGCUGCUAUGUAUAAACAAUAAUGGUAUUUCAAGGACGCAAAAAGACGCAUAACGAUUAUGUAGGUUGUCAGAACAAUGCGUAUAGCAAGAUAAUUGUAAAUCAUACCACACAAGCAACUAUUGCUUUGACUAGCGCGUCAAGCUCACUGCAACCGUGCCACCCCACCUCACUACACAGCUUUGUACAAUACACUCACAAGCUAUGCUGUGAGAACCGCGAUACCGCAUCAUAUCACAAAGAUUGACAUGACAGGUGGGAUAACCACGCUAGAUGUCAAAGCGGUAAACUGUACAAUGCCCCAUUAAACCUUCACUUGGGUCAGGCUUGACCUUUCACCUAUGUACACCUGCCAGCACUAAGACACCGUGCACAUUACCUUGGUCGCUAUUGAAUUAAGGCUCUGAGGAGAGACGGCAACUAUGUAACCAAGAGGGCCCAACGGCCACAAUACUAGAGACGCUGUUUAAGUGUCCCUCCCCCAUGGCACAACGCCACAGUGCCAAGACCCACGUUUGGGUCAAAUUGUAUAUACUUUGGUUUCUAUCACCCCUUCCCCCUGUCAUUCCUGAACCUCUCACUCCCGGGCACAACAAUGUAGUCGCGCAGGCGCCGACUAUGAGGCACACCAAACGAACCCCGUCCAAUCUACAAUUCCAUAUAGGCAAUGCAGAACCGCAAACGAGCACCACUUAUCACCCACCUAUCGCAUGAAAAUAUACUCACACAACUGCAGGGGACUGAACACCCCACAUAAGAGGUGCAUGAUGCUGGAGGAAGCCAAGCAGAUUCAGGCGGCAAGCCCGGACUGGCCAUCGGGCAUACCGGGCAAAUGCCCGGUGGGCCGCGAUGGCCCCCCGGCGGCUCCUGCAGGGCCAGCGCUACCCGAGCGUCGGCCCUGCUGUGUGUCUCCAUGGGCCGGUGGGGAGAUCAAAGAUCUCCCUUUACCGGCCCAGAGACACUUCCAGGCGGCUGCUUGCUGGGGUGUGAGGGAGGGAGGGAGGAGAGGACCGGCGGAGCUCUAUCCAGCAGCUCCGCCGGGUCCUCUCGCGGGAUUCUGAGCGUUGCCGCGGUUACCACGGCAACGCUCAGAUCUCGCGAGAGUGAACUCUAGCCUACAGGCUAGAGUUCACGCUCACCACUAGGACCACCAGGGAUCAGGCAGCAUGGCUCUCCUCCCACGGCAGAACGGCUCCCCCCCUUCCCAGGCUAAAGGUAAGAAGGGAGGGGGGGGGGAAUUUAACUUUUUUAAAAAUUAUUAUUAUUAUUAAUAAAUAAAAAAUUAAUUUAAAUUAAAAAAUCACACUCACACACACACAGCACCCCCAGACACACACAGCACCCAAAGACACACACAGCACCCAAAGACACACACAGCACCCAAACACACACACAGCACCCCCAGACACACACAGCACCCAAAGACACACACAGCACCCAAAGACACACACAGCACCCAAAGACACACACAGCACCCCCAGACACACACAGCACCCACAGACACACACAACACCCCCAGACACACAGCACCCCCAGAAACACACACAGCGCACCCAGACACACACAGCGCACUCAGGCACACAGCACCCUCACUCACACACAGCACCCUCAGACAGACAGCACCCUCGCUCACACACACACAUAUAUAUAUGUGUGUAUGUAUGUGUGUGUAUGUAUGUGUGUGUGUGUGUAUAUAUAUAUAUAUAUAUAUAUAUAUAUAUAUAUAUAUAUAUAUAUAUAUAUAUAUAUAUAUAUAUAUUUACAGAUAUAUAAAAUAACCCUCAGUGAGUUAACAGACAAAGAAAAUUAGAAUGUGACAGCAGAUAAAAACACCCUCACACACAGCACCCCUCUUACAUACACACACACUGCGCCCCUCACACAUACAAUACGUCCAAAUAUAUAUAUGUAUGUAUAUACACACUACAGCACUACAUACAUUACGCUCCAGAUACACGCUAGAUCCCUUACCUUAUAUGCACUCUUAAUCCUCUAUACACACACACACACACACACAAUCUCCUAUACACACUCUGGGUCCUUUACACACUAGAUCUCCUACACACACACUGCAUCACCUACACACACACUACAUUCCUUGUCAGCAAACACAUACAACAUUCUCUAAACACACCCUCUCUACAACCCCUACACACACUACUUCACCUAUACACACACACACUACAGCCCAUAUGCACACACUCGCUACAUCCCCUAUAACACUAUGCCCCCUAUACACACACUCUCUACAGCCCCUAGCCACACAUAUUACACCACAAACACAAAUGAAAUUGACCUAUUUACACAAUACCACACCACACUCUACACACACGCAAUCCCACAAGCAGGCUCCAAACACAUGCACCAUACAUUUUCCUGGCCCUUUUGUCCUCUGGUAUCCCACUUGUUGAGACACCAGAGACAAUUUAAAAGCAAACACAGCGCAAGCAUGUUAUUAAAUUUGCUUGCGCUGCGCAGAACAAAUACAGGGCCUUUUUCUAAUGCCAGAGCUCUUCAGCGCAGCUCUGCGCAUUGAACCAACAUGCUCACUUUGCGAGGAGGCGUGCUUGUCAUUAGUGAUGACAAAACACACCCUCUCUGGCCCCGCCCCCUUCUUAGGGGGCCGCUCUGAUUGUAAAAUGCCCGGGCCUAAUUUUUUUCCCAGUCCGGCCCUGUCAGGCGGACAUUAUCUGUCUACAAGAGACCCACUUUGUUAACGCCAGGGUGCCUAACUUUGGUGCACAACAUUACCCUCACCAAUACCACGCAACACACUCCUCCAAAUCAAGAGGGGCCUCAAUUCUUCUGCAUUCCUCCUUAACAGUUGAAGCCCUAAACUUAAUCAAAGACAAACAAGGUAGAUUUGUACUGCUACAUUGCCUCCUAAAUAACCUGCCAUAUACCAUAGUCAGUUUCUAUGCUCCUAAUGUACACCAACGCAACUUCCUACAUAAAGUGCUCUCCGCACUCCCAACUAACCAGACCGCCUCAGCUAUAUUAUGUGGAGAUCUAAACCACCCCCUCGACCCACACAUGGACACUACACUAAAAACCACGACACCAUGACACAAAGCACUCAAAACACAAAGCAAAGCAAUCAACAAACUGUUAGGGGAAUAUGGCCUAUACGACCCAUGGAGAGCAUUCCACCCUAAUGAGAAAUCGUUCUCUUUUUAUUCAGCAGUGCACAAGUCAUAUUCAAGGAUCGAUUUCAUUUUCAUAACAGGCACAUUACUCCCUAGGGUAACAAACCGUGAAAUCGGGGAUAUAACAUGGUCAGACCAUGCUCCGACCAUAGUAGGGCUGACUGAGGAAUACCAACACAGAGGAAGGCCACCGUGGCGGCUAAAUGAUUCACUUUUAUGCGACCAGACAUUCUCUACAACAUUGACAGAAGCCCUGACGUAUUUCCAAAUUAACGACACGCCGGAUGUCCACCCAACCACUGUAUGGCAAGCCCAUAAGGCGGUCAUCAGAGGACUUAUCAUUAGCAGAGCCUCCUACCUAAAAAAGAAGGCACAACAAGAACACUUACACCUGCUGCGUACCUUAAGAGACACAACGGCAGCAAACAUAGCAAACCCCUCACCACAACUUGCACAGACAAUUCAAGACACCACAACAAGUAUUAACAACAUAGCAAUUUCUAAAAAUCUGAAAACACUUUAAAUUCUCUUUCUGUAUUUGCAGUGUUAUUUAGCAGGCUCUGAGGGUGCAUGGCACAUGGAAUGAAUGGAGGGGGAAAACAACAAUUACCAGUUUUUUGCUUUUUUUCAAAGUAUGGUUAGGAGCAGCCACUCCCAAUAGCCCCCUGUGUUAUUGUGACCCUGGCCAAAUGGUGACUAUACCACAGUGACUAUGCUUUUGACUAGUAAUCAUUUUACCAUCACAUGGUCCCGUAGUCCAUGCCUUGUCUUAUAGAGAUGGUUUAUAAUAUUUGGCUUUAUACCAAAAGCAGAUAUAUUGUGUUUUUUUUUUUGUUUGGUUUUUUGUGUGUGUGUGUGUAUAUAACACACACACACACACACACUCACUCACUCUCUCACUCCAUUGUGUUAUAGAACAUGUUUUGCUGAUCAUAUUUAUUUCAGUUUAUUGUCACAUUAACACAUUACAUAAUCAGCAUGGUCUAAUCUAAAUUGAGUAAGUGGAUGUAGAGAAACUGAGUGGAAACCAAUUAACACCAGUGAUGAUAGUGGAGCGCUAAAAAAAAAGUCACUUACGUAAUUAAUAUACAGCAGUUUGCUAGAUAAAUAAUCUAUUAUUAAAUUAAAUUGAACUCUAGAUGGAUUGACUGUCCAUUUAUGUGUUAUUUUUUGUUUUUCUUUCAUUUUAGACUCCGAUUGUUACAGUCUCCGGCCACACUGAAGCUGUCUCUUCUGUCCUGUGGUCUGAUGCAGAUGAAAUCUGCAGUGCGUCAUGGGAUCAUACAAUUAAGAUCUGGGAUGUUGAAACUAGUUCACCCAAAACCUCUUUGGUAAUAUUUUCUUCAUUUUUUUUUUUAAAUUUUUUUUUUAAUUUGAUUAUAUAUAGACCUCUUCUACUGCUAGACUGACAAUAUUCAUGUAUUAAGUGAAAAGAACGUUGUUAACGUGGAAUGUGGAGAUCAUUUAAAUUAGUUCUUGAACACUUGCAUAUAGAAAGAAUCCAUCACCUUAUGACUAAUUUAAACAGAUCAGAUGAAUACUUAUUGAAAGCUGCUACUAAUGGUGCAGCCAGUGAGAGAAGCCAUUGUGUGUCAGUGUGUGCUAAUGCACAUGCAACUAGACAACAGAAGGACACACUACUUGUGUGUUUAUUCACUAGCAGGGCUACUGACUAUCCAAAUUGAAUAUUUAGAUUGCAAAAUUUAGGCUGAAAUAAUGAAACUGUUACCAUGAGGGAAUUGGAAACGCUUUCCAGAUCGGCUUUUUAUUUUUAUAUAUAUAUUUUUUUUUUUUUACUUUUUGGUUUUAAUUCUGUACAAUUUUAAGUUUAGGGAAUCAUUCUAUACAGCUUUAAACUCAGACAUGGCUGACAAUGUAAACAUCAUGGGAGUCUGUUAGUCUACUGUACAUAGAAAGCAAUAUGAUCUUGUUACUAUAUGAUGUUCCCUCUUAAAAUAAAUAGAAAGUCUAUUUUGUAGACUUAUUGCUUUAGUCGACGAAACACCAAAAUCAAUCCAGAGGUUUGAAACCUUACAGGGUUUUUUACUAAAGUGAGGAUAGUUGGAUUUCAAUGGAAACUUAAAUCUAAGUUCAAAGAAGCCGAUCUGGAAAUAUUUUCCAGCUAAAUAUGUUUCGAGUUUGGCUACUUUGGCCUUAGAUUUGAAAUUCCCUUUGAAAUCCCUUCUGCGUUAUACUACCAUUACAGCCACGAUCUUCAAAUUGGUCCUCAAAAGUUAUUUAUUUUUAUUUAUUUUUUUGUUUUUUUAUUUUUUACAUUUUGUUUUCUAUUAGUUACAAAUUGCUUCUCCAGAUUUAAUCCCUUACAGUCUGUUGUUGGUCACUUUGCCCGAGAUACAGCCCAUUUUACACACGUUAAUAGACUCAUGGGAACGUCUAUUAUUUUGUCUCAUUUGUACCAUUUCUAUAAUGUUUACUUUUCCUCACAUGUGUUUCUUGUUUAUUUUUGUUUCACAUAGAAUUUUGUUUUAUACUGAAAAACAAGCAUAAUUAAAUAAAAAAUUAAUAGAAAAACAAAAAACUAGCAAGUGCACUGGAAGGAACAGUCAUCAAUCAAAAUUGGUUGUGCUAUUUUUUAUUUUAUUUUUUUUAAGUGUGAAUUGUUGGGAAUUUCAAGUAAAUUAAUGCUGUCUUAUAAUAUUAUUAUUUGUUUAAUUCUCAUUUAGACCGGAAAUAAGGUUUUUAACUGCAUUUCCUACUCACCACUGUGCAAACGUCUUGCAUCUGGAAGCACAGACCGACAUAUUCGCCUCUGGGAUCCACGGGGCAAAGGUUAGUUCUGAGCAGCAGAAAGCAAUUCUAGUACAGACACACUUUAGGGUUGUGCAUUCAGUCCACUCGCCCACUGCCCUGCCAUCAGAACUCAUGGUGGCCCUUUACAAAACCACUGCCUGUCCUCUCUGCAAGACUUUAACACAGAGCAGAGAAUAGGAGUGGGAAGAAGCAGUUAGUACAGCCCAAUAGGGAUCCUGCUGCACUGCAAUUUUCCCGAUUGAGGUCUCUAUAUCUCCCCAACUGAACCACGUAGCACAAGCAGAUCCCAGGGAUCGGCUGAAUCCUUACUGGAAUACUGACUGUACUCUCUCCUGGUGGCCUUAUCUACCUUCUCUACCAUCUUUGCUAGGCAAAACUUCAUCUACGAUGGGCUACGUAAUAUCUUCAAUACAUUUCUGCUUUUUGAUAUAUUUAAACACACACACAUAUGUAUGUCUUAGCACACAUACUGGUUUGACUGAGUUGGUUUGCCGUUUGUUAAAGUGAAAUAUUCUUGAUGUGUUUAGUAAUGAGUGGAGGAAGAGGAGGGAUAAAAAUCAAUACUUCACUGCAAAUUGAUCAGUUAAAUUGACCGCGACUUUGUUCUAUUUAGUCCUAUUCUGUGAAACAAGCAACAUAUUUCACGUCAUUUUCUAAGACUUUGCUUGUACAUUUUUGAUUUGUAUGUGUCUUCAUUCCAGAUGGUUCCCUGGUGUUACUGUCUCUGACGUCACACACAGGCUGGGUCACCUCAGUCAAAUGGUCUCCUUUUCAUGAGCAUCAGCUUGUUUCUGGAUCCUUUGACAACGUAGUGAAACUGUGGGACACCAGAAGGUAGAGUUCCUUAAACAAGUUUACCCUUGAAAUUUGUAAAAAAGUUGCAGCCACGAAAAGAGUACUUUUCUAUUCGUGUUUGUUUUGCAAACCUGUAUGACUAACAUUUUUUUUGUCUUCUCCCUCUCCCAGCUGUAAAGCACCUCUGUAUGAUUUAGCUGCUCAUGAGGAUAAAGUACUUAGUGUUGAAUGGACAGAGGCUGGGGUAAGGACUAUUGUUUUGCACAGAAAUAUUAGAAAUAAAGUUUACAGUCAUCACAGUAAGCAGCUAUAAUUAAAAAAAGUGUUAAGAUCCACUAAACUGGCACAAAGUAUAAAUUAAAUUCUAUGGCCAUGGUUCUUAAAUUUUUUUUUAAUACAGACCCAUAUUGAAUAAAUGAUCUUAGCUUAACAAUCCAUUCAUGGUUUAAAAAUUGCCAUAGUGACUAGUUCUUAAAGUAAAAUGUAUAAUAUAACCGAUUCAUUCUGCAUAAUAAUAAACUUACAAAUCUCAUGUGUAAGCUGGCUUUCCAAUGUAUUAGUUGAAAUAGCACGGGUACACAAUUUUGUGUCCAGAGCCAAAAGUUAAGAAUCACUACUUUUAAGGGGGAACUGUCACUUCUCUGGGAAUUACACCAUUGAAUAACCCAUGGAAAAUCAUCUAUAACUUGUGUUAAGCUUUUUCUUUUCCUAAGAUUCUCUGUAGGGAUCGACCGAUUAUCGGCCGAUAUUCAUUAUUUUCGGCAAAAUCGGUAUCGGCCAAUAUAGAUACCGAUAUUGCCGAUAAUACCUUCUAGGACCGCCAGGCUCAUUACAAGCCCGGCGGUCCUGGGGGGGGGGCCUGCAGGAAGCUGUUCCUUACCUUUCUUGCAGCUCCUCUGUGUAAAUCUCGCGAGACUCGCGGCCGCAGAGCGUUGUCACAGGUUACCAUGGCAACGCUCCGCGCGGCACUAAGGGCCGCGAGAUUUACACAGGGGAGCUGGAGGAGCUGCAAGAAAGGUAAGGAACAGCUUUCUGUGGGCCCCCCAGUACUUGACAAGCCACUGGACCACCAGGGAAUACUAUAUCCCCCCUCCCUGGUAAGAAGCAGGAGAGACGACUUAAAAAAAAAACAAUUUUUUAUUUAUUUAUUUAUUUUUAAUUUUAAAAUUUUUUUAAUAAUAAUAAAUGCCCCCCCCACCCAUUUUACACAAAUUACAUCACUACACACACACACUGCAUUAUAUACACACAUUACACACACACUGCAUUAUAUACACACAUUAUACACAAACACACACUGCAUUAUAUACACACCACACAUACUGCAUUAUACACACAUACAGCAUUAUAUACACACUACACAAACACACACUGCAGUAUAUACACACACUACACUAACACACCAUUCACUAUACACUCUGCAUUCACUAUACACACUACACAAACACACUCUGCAUUCACUAUACACACUACACAAAUACUCACUGCAUUCACUAUACACACUGCACAAACACUCUGCAUUCACUAUAUAUACACACUGCACACUCACUGCAUUCACUAUACACACUACACAAACACACACUCUGCAUUCACUAUAUAUACACACUACACAAAUACUCUCUGCAUUCACUAUAUAUACACACUACACAAAUACUCACUGCAUUCACUAUACACCCACUAUACACCCACUACACAAACACUCUGCAUUCACUAUACAUACACACUCACUGCAUUCACUAUACACACUACACAAAUACACACACUGCAUUCACUAUAUACACACUGCAUCCACUACACACAUACUACACAAACACACAGCUCCCCUGUCUAAACACACUUCAUCCACUACAUGUGGCAUGUAUAUUUUGUGCAUUUACCUUUAGAAAUAGUUUAUUUUUUCAAAAUGGUAAAUGUACAGAAUAUCGGCCUGAAAGUUCACAGAUUAUCGGUAUCUGCUUUAAAAAAAAUCAAUAUCGUUUGAUCCCUAAUUCUCUGUUUACUUUUAAAAGUUAUAUGAAAGAUUUACCAAAUGACAUGUUAAAGGAACACUCCAGAGACUUAAAGCAUUUCAGCUUGGUACAGAGCCUUUUGUGUUUUGAAGUCUGCCAUUUUGUAACAGCCUUCUAUUCGCUCCACAGGGCUAAAGGAAGUAGCUGACGUGCAAGGCUAGUGUGCACCUGCCAUCCCCAAUUUACAAUGAGCUGUGCUACAGCGUAUUGAGUGGCUUUGGAAAGCCGCAAUUGCAGCACCAGCACAGAGGCUUCUUAAUAAGUCUGGCAAAAACCGAGGUGCAAGAUAGUACUAAGAGCGGACAACAGCUCAAAUAGCCUGCCCUUCGGUGGGUCCCCGCUGCGAUCUAAAGCUGGUUUUGGCUCAUCUUGUGCCAUUACCCACCCUUCCCCCCCUCCCCCCCCCAAAAAAACAGGCUAUUUUUUUAAUAAGUGUGUGACGGGGAAAGUGGGGAAGCCUUGCAAAUACUGCAGGCCUGCAGCAUUUGCAAGCUGUUUUUUCAUAUACUACAAUGAAAAUAUACAGAAAAAUUGUUUAAAAAUAAAAUGUCUAUGGAGUGUUCGUUUCAGGGCAAAUAUUCCAAAUCAAGACGAGAAAAAUAAAUAUUGUUUAAUUUCUCCUCUUCUCUGUAUGCUUUUUUUUUCUAUGUUGACAGCCUGGUACAAAGGGCUUUGUCAAUGAUUGAUGGGUAGCUACAUAUAAGGCCCCCUAUUGCAGGAUGAAGAGGUGUGGAUUUCUUAAUUUAGUUAGAUUUUUUUUCACAACUUCCAAAUACUUAUUUGUUAAAUAUAGGAUUAAGUAAACGGUAAGUAAUAUUACAAAUCCUAAGAGGUGGCAGUCCCCUUUUAAUUAAUUUCACUAUACAAUGUGACUAUAUCAUAAAAACAUGGGAUACCAUGGAAUACAUUUUAACUUGAAUCUAAUUAAAUGUGAAUCUUUGGCAUUCAGUGGCUGUUCUUUAUAUAAUGUCAUUUAACCAAUAAUUGUAUUAUACCAUGAUUUAAGAUACUGAUUGUAUUAUUACUAGAUGUGAAUAUUACCGUUCUUUCCACAGGUGAUCCUGAGUGGAGGUGCAGACAACAAACUAUAUUCUUACAGAUAUACAGUAUCACCCUCAGACGUGGGAGCGUAAACAGAUUGUGUGAACUUUUUGUACUGUUAUACGUUUGAUUUUUUUUAUUUUAUAUAACAUCAUCUGACCUUUUCAAAGAUGACCUUCAAUCCCUGUGACCCAUUCAUUAUUGUAUAAUAUGUAUUUAUCUGUGGUAAUGGUGGGGGGAGGAGCUGGGCUAUAAACCCGUUUAGCUGCUGUAACUGUUUGGAAUUAAACACCAAUUGUUUUAAUAUAAUGACCCAUUUCUUAUGGAUUUUCUUUUUUUAAUGCCCAAGAUAGAUGGGGAUAUAUAUAUAUAUAUAUAUAUAUAUAUAUAUAUAUAUAUAUAUAUAUAUAUAUAUAUAUAUAUAUAUAUAUAUAUGUGUGUGUAUAUAUAUAUUCAAUUCACCCCAGCGUAAUAUAUUUAUAUAAAUUGUGCGUGCAUACUAGGAAUUGUAGGGUACAGCGGACUCAAUUCUAGGUGUGGGGGCAGAUGAGGUGCUGCCCAUUGCUCUUAAUUUUGUAGUGUUUCCACUACAAUGGAAUAGUAAAAAACUAAAGUUAAUAAAUGUAAUUUUCUGCAAGCUGGUUAAAAUGCGCACAUGACAUUAAAUAGAGCAAUGGAUCUUAUUCUCUUCCCGUAUAUUUUCCGAAUCUAUUCUCUUAUUCCCUUUUUUUUUAAUGAUGUUUGAAAAUGUAACUGAUUUGCAAAUGUUAUAUUGUACACAGACAGUUUGAGCUGUAAAAUAAAAAAGUCAAUAAACUGUUAGUUACCAGUGAUACCAAGGUAAGUGCACUCUACUAGGUACCUGUUAAUGACAGGCAUACUGGAGAAGAAAGCCUAAAUACAUCCAGGUCCUUUCCAUGAUCUAGAGUGCGAUAAGAGCACAUUACACAAGUAAGCUCACGUAACAGAAGCACUCGUGGAUUGCGUGUACUUUCCAGUUCCCAUGGAAGGUGGCGUGAAAGACAGGUGAUAGAUGACAAGCCAGCUCUUGUACAUUCUUGUACAUUCCGAUGUAUUACAUGGCAUGCUUUUAUUUACUGGCACAUUGCUCCUGUUCAUCAAUUUAAAAAAAUAAAAUGUGAUUUAGGAUUUGAAUACUGUCCGACUUGCUGAAUACAUGUAGCAGCCAAUAAAAAUGCAGUUUUGGUUUGACGCAAGUCUGCAGCCUUUCUCUAGAGCAGUGGUUCACAGUACAAAGUGUCUCUGUCACCUCAAACUUACCAUUCACCAUUGUUUCCUCUUUCAGAAUCUGUUAUUUUUCGCUUUAAAAUAUAAGACAAAAUAGGGACUACUUUGUCAUGUGUAUUUUUCCUACACUUGACAAUUGUGACAAAAGGGUGAAGCGUAGCUCCACUUCCUUUGUCGAGCUUACAAAGGGUAAAGUUUGCCUUACGUUCCUGCUCUUGUCAAGAUUGCCUUCUGUAUUUUUCCUACACUUGGCAAAGUGGUCCCUAUUUAGUCUUCUUUUUUUUUUUUUUAAAAGGAGAAUAGAUCAGAAAAUUAUUACAAAUUCUAAAAAAAGCGGUAACAAUAGGAGAAAAGGAAGUUUGAGGUGACUGCAACUUUAAGGCAUACCAGAAUAAUGGCAAUUACUGUUAUUCUGUUUUGGGAACUGCUGGGGAUCAUUGAUGUAGUGUGAAGGGUUAUUAUUUAUUUAUAAAAUAUUUAUUUUACCAGGAAUGAUACAUUGAGAUUUCUCUCAUUUUCAAGUAUGUCCUGGGUCCACAAAAGAAUUGCAUUGAUACAAUAGGGUAUAAUAAAAUACAGAAACAAUAUUAAUACACAAUAUAUACAGUAUUUAACAUAGAAACAUAGAAUGUGACGGCAGAUAAGAACCAUUCGGCCCAUCUAGUCUGCCCAAUUUUCUAAAUACUUUCAUUAGAUCCCUGGCCUAAUCUUAUAGUUAGGAUAGCCUUAUGCCUAUCCCACGCAUGCUUAAACUCCUUUACUGUGUUAACCUCUACCACUUCAGCUGGAAGGCUAUUCCAUGCAUCCACUACCCUCUCAGUAAAGUAAUACUUCCUGAUAUUAUUUUUAAACCUUUGUCCCUCUAAUUUAAGACUAUGUCCUCUUGUUGUGGUAGUUUUCUUCUUUUAAAUAUAGUCUCCUCCUUUACUGUGUUGAUUCCCUUUAUGUAUUUAAAUGUUUCUAUCAUAUCCCCCUGUCUCGUCUUUCCUCCAAGCUAUACAUGUUAAGAUCCUUUAACCUUUCCUGGUAAGUUUUAUCCCGCAAUGCAUGAACCAGUUUAGUAGCCCUUCUCUGAACCCUCUCUAAGGUGAACAGAUAGCUCUUAAACACAAGGCUGGAAAGAUGAAGUGUGCGUCUGGAUUCCAGCGACAGCCAGUUUAGUUCUUUUAGCAUGUCACAAUGGUAGGUCCUGUAAUUACAUUGUAGCACAAAUCGGCAGAACGAGUUAUACAAUGUAUUGAGUUUAUUAAGGUGGGUUUCCGGUUAAGGUGCAUAUACUACAUCCCCAUAAUCAAUGAUUGGCAUCAGUAUUUCCUGUACAAUCUUUUUCUUUACUGUAGGGUUAGUCAGAAUUUGUUUCUGUACACGGCACCUAGUUUUGGAUAAAGUUUAGAUGCAGGUUUUUCUACGUGGAGGCCAAAGGAUGGAUUGUGGUCUAACAACAUACCCAAGUAUUUGAAAUAGUGGAGAUGCUGAACGUCAGUACUGUGCAGUGUGCUAUUUGAAUUAGUUUUGAUGGAUAGGUGGGAAUUGUGUAAUUUAGGUACUGUUCCAAAGAUCAUUGUCAGUGCUUAGGAAGAGUUUGUUUUUUGCAAUCCACUUUUCUACCUCCGUGAACUGAUCUUGGAGCACAGCCUCAAGCUGCAGUAGAUUGGAUUUGUUUGUAUAGAUUACUGUGUCGUCUGCGUACAUGUGUACAUUUGAGAAUUUGCAGAUCAUUUAUAAACAAUGUGAAUAGCAGGGGGCAGAGAAUGGAACCUUGGGGAACACCACACGUGACUGGGUGAGGGAGGGAGUCUCUGUCAGAAAUGGACACAUAUUGUGACUUGCACAAAAUUCAGAACAAGCAAAUCCCAUAAUUUAUGAAUACUCUUUUCUCCCAAUGCUGUUCAUUAUUAGUCAUUUGCAAUAGGGGAGUCGUAUACUGCUUUCAGCUAAAAGAAUGUAUUCUUAUAAAUUCAUACAGACAAAUUAUUACAGGGUUACUCACUUUAAAUUUCAAACUUAAGGUCAGUUAUGCUUUCCAUUCAGCUACUCGGACCCUAAAUUUGAAAUUCACUUUAACCCUGUUAAAGGCAAAAUCUCCGUUAUAAGUUGGGUAUUAGUAUGCAUGGCUACAAAUAGAGGGCACACAUGGGAGUGGAUAUUGUGGAUACAGAUUUAAAAUAAAUAAAAAAAAACUGAAAUUAGCCUUACAUUCAUAUUCAUGGAUACUGGCAAUGGCUAUAGUAUUAAAGGAACACUAUAGGGUCAGGAACACAAGCAUGUAUAUCUGACCCUAGAGUGUUAAAACCACCAUUUAGGUGGCUUGCCUCCCAUUAGCCCCAAUCAGAAAGGGUUAAAACCUUUUUUUUCCAGCUCUCCAGUGGACUGCAGGCGCUGCCCCUGCCCCUGAUCCGCAUCUUUGGCUGACAUAAUCAGAAUUGAUUAAAUCAGCCAGUCCAAUGCUUUCCUACAGGGAAAGCAUUGGAUUGGCAGAGAUCGUAGAGGAGGCGGGGUGGAGCCAAAUGCUGUCUUGGCCAAUCAACAUCUCCUCAUAGAGAUACAUUGAAUCAUUGUCUUUCUAUGAGUCAAGCUCAGUGUCUCAGCGUGGAGAUGUUGAACGUCAGUGCUGUACACUGUGCAGCACUGCCCCCAGGAAGCACCUCCAGUGGCUAGUGAAGGUGUCCCUAGACUUUACAACGCAAUUUGGACAGUCUAUUGGACUUUUAUUCAACCAAAAACAUUACAUAGUUAUAUAGCUGAAAAGAGACUUGCGUCCAAGUUCAGCCUUCCUCACAUAUGUUGUUGCUGUUGAUCCAAAAGAAGGCAAAAAACCUAGUCUGAAGCGCUUCCAAUUUUGCCACAAACUAGGAAAAAAUUCCUUCUUGACCCCAAAAUAGCAGUCAGAUGUCUCCUUGGAUCAAGCAGCUAUUACCCCACUAAUUCAAUAUUAUAUCCCUGUAUUUUGUAAGUAUUUAUCCAAUUGCAGUUUAAACAUCUGUAGUGACUCUGACAAAACCACCUCUUCAGGCAGAGAAUUCCAUAUCUUUAUUGCUCUUACUGUAAAAAAAACUUUUCUUUGCCUUAGAUGAAAUCUCCUUUCUUCUAGCCUAAAUGUGUGACCUUGUGUCCUAUGUAUAGCCCUGUUUAUGAAUAGAUUUCCAGAUAAAGGUUUGUACUGGCCCCAAAUAUAUUUGUAUAAAGUUAUCAUAUCCCCUCACAGGCACCGUUUUUCCAAACUAAACAGAUUUAAUUUAUUUAACCUUUCUUCAUAACUAAAAUGCUCCAUUCCUUUUAUCAAUUUUGUAGCUCGUCUCUGGACUUUUUCUAGUACCAUGAUAUCUUUCUUUAGAACAGGCGCCCAAAAUUGCACAUAUUCAAGGUGUGGUCUUACCAGCGAUUUAUAAAGAAGCAAAAUUAUAUUUUCAUCCAGAGAAUUUAUGCCCCUAUUUAUACAUGACAAAACCUUACUGGCCUCCGCAACUGCAGAUUGACAUUGCAUAUUGCUGCCUAAUUUGUUGUCUAUAACAAUUCCCAAAUCCUUCUCGUGUGUGGUUAUCCCUAAUUCACUACCAUUUAGUGUGUAAGUUGCUUGUGCAUUCUUAACCCCAAAGUGCAUAACUUUGUAUUUCUCUACGUUAAAUUUAAUCUGCCAUUUUAGUGCCCAGUCCCCCAAUCUAUCCAAAUCCCUCUGCAGCAAAGCAAUAUCCUGCUCACAUUUUAUUACUUUACAAAGUUUUGUGUCAUCUGCAAACACUGAUACAUGGCUUUCAAUGCCUAUUUCAAGACCACUUACCAGUUUUGUCCAGCCUGACAAUAUACCAUUAAUUACAACUCGUUGUACUCUUUCCUUAAGCCAAUGUUCUACCCAAGAACAUUCAUCUAGACCAAUUUCUUUUAGUUUGAAGACUAACCUAUUGUGAGGAACCGUAUCAAAUGCCUUGGCAAAAUCCAAGUAGAUCACAUCCACUGCAACAUCCUGAUCUAUACUUCUACUUAAUGAAUGUGUAAACACUACCUUUUCUCUGAAAAGACAGUGUUUACUGCAAAAAGCCUGCAGGGCUUGUUCCUUUAAGAAAACAAGGAACGCACAAAACGAAGCAAAAAGGCUACCUGCGUUUAAUCCAAAAGUGCAUUUAAACAUGUUUCGUAUUACUCAUGGUGCUUGGAAUCUGUAUGCACGUGCACAAAUAUUCAGGCUAGCUGCUGAAGUUGUAACUCCACUUCCUGUAGCAUUGAUAACCAUCCUGAAACUAGAGAUGCAGGCUGGCAAAUGUCAGUUCUGUGCAUAUUGCAUGUACUGAGGGUCAUUCAUUAAAGGACCACUAUAGGCACCCAGACCACUUCAGCUUAAUGAAGUGGUCUGGGUGCCAGGUCCCUCUAGGGUUAACCCUUUUUUCUAUAAACAUAGUUUCAGAGAAACUGCUAUGGUUAUAUUAGGGUUAAUCCAGCCUCUAGUGGCUGUCUCAUUGACAACCGCUAGAGGCGCUUGCGUGCUUCUGACUGAGAUUUUCACAGUGAGAAGACGCCAGCGUCCAUAGGAAAGCAUUGUGAAUGCCUUCCUAAGAGACUGGCUGAAUGCGUGCGUGGCUCUUGCUGGAGAAAAAGGCAAGUUUAACCCCUUCCACCCCCUAGUGCCCGGCGGUAGGGGGACCCUGAGGGUGGGGGCACCCUCAGGGCACUAUAGUGCCAGGAAAACGAGUAUGUACUAUAGUGGUCCUUUAACUGAGACUGCUGAGAAUGAAUGACCAGCUUCUGCAGCUCAAGCUGCCUAAGUCACAUCUGCCAGGGGUUAACUAGCCCUGGUACAAAAGUGCAGAUCUCUCAUCGUAGUCCAUACUUUGCCUUAUGUUUUUAAGGAAAAUAGAUCAGAAAAGAACAGAUUCAGAACGAGGAAGAGAAGAAGCAACAACUGAAUAAGGGUAAGUUAGGGGUGAUUGGGCUUCUUUAAUAAAAUACCACAGGGGAAUCUACUUUCUAUAAAUAUUUGUUUAGAUGCAUUGGAUUCUGUGACUACUAUUAAAGAAACACCCUGUGCCCCAUAACCACCACAGCACAUUGCAUGUUUUUACACUUACCUGGGUCUUACCAGGAGCCCACACUGGCCAAUCAGCACUUCCUAAUAUAGAUGCAUUUAAUCAAUGCAUCUCUUUGUGGAACGUUCAGCAUCUCCAUGCAAAGAGUUGCAUAUUGUGCAGUACGGACCCAGGAAAUGCCUCAUUUCCACUGAGCAGUACGGGUCGGGUUGGUACAGUUCGGAAAGGGUUAGAAUGGUCCAGCCUAUUCAGGUGAGCGUUUCCACUGCAAGUCAGACCACCAGGAGGCAUGCGGGGUUUAGACCAAAUGCCUAGCGUGUCAUUUGCCGUGAGCAUUGACGUUUUCCUGUCCGCCAAUCAGUGGAUUGCAUAGUGUGACGCCAGUAGUUCCGCCCUAACCGUACCGUACCACUUCCUAUGGCCCUACAUCUGAAAGGGGGCCCAGGAAUGGUGCGGUUUGGUUCGGUUUUAUGGGCCACUUUCAUAAUGGAAACACUCAAAAUAGCGUACCAGACCAUACUGACCCAAACCGUUCCGCUCAGUGGAAACGAGGCAUUGGUGCCAUCUGAGUGACCGUUACUAAAGGUGUUACUAGGCAGUAAUGUAAACACUGCCCUUUCACUGAAAAGGCAGUGUUUAUAUUUAAAAAGAAAAACCUGCAGGGACAUACAAUAAUCACCAGAACAACUCACUGCAUUAAGCUGUAGUGGGUCUGGUGACUAUAGUGUCUCUUUAAAGGACCACUAUAGUGCCCUGAGGGUGCCCCCACCCGAUGGGCUCUGGGUAGAGGAAGGGGUUCAACACUCACCUUUCUCCAGCGCCGGGCGGGGAGCUCUCCUCCUCCUCUUCGGCUGAAUGCGCAUGCGCGGCAGGAGCUGCAUGCGCAUUCAGCCAGUCUCAUAGGAAAGCAUUCAUAAUGCUUUCCUAUGGACGCUGGCGUCUUCUCACUGUGAGAAGCACGCAAGCACCUCUAGCGGCUGUCAAUGAGACAGCCACUAGAGGCUGGAUUAACCCUCAGUGAAACAUAGCAGUUUCUCUAGGUUAACCCUAGCUGGACCUGGCACCCAGACCACUUCAUUAAGCUGUAGUGGUUCUGGUGACUCUAGUGUCCCUUUAAUAAAUACAUAAUACUUGUGUUAGGUAUACAGGGUGUCAGUCCAUUAGAAUACAAUGCACAGUAUGUAUGGAUGCCCUUAUAGAGGAAUAAACACAGAUAAAUAGCAUGAAAGAGCUCAGUGAGGGAAAGCCUCAGCCAUUGAGGGGUUAACACUUCAUAUCCCAUACAACAACAUGCUCAUUCUAUCCAGUAAGAACCAAUGGACGCUGGAAAUAAUGGGCAGCACCUCCCUCCCCCUUUCAGAAAACAUGGUUCCUUCCUGUUGCCAUGGGUUACUGCACCGAUACUUCCUGCUCUGCAAAGCGGCGGCCGAGGAGGCGCAUGCGCACUGGGCUGCUCCCUGGUACGGUCUACUUUUUUUUUUUUUUUUUUCUUUGCCUACGCUGUGACAGCUGUAUCCUGCUGCGGAUACCCUGUCCUCCGCGCUCCGGUUACCGCAGGUACGACCCGCCAUGAUGGCUCUGUUUAUAUACCCACGGUCCUCCACCCUCCCCAAUGGCUUGGUACCCUUUUACUGUUGUCAUGGUAACUGCUCAGGGAUGCAGGGAGGGGAAUAUAAAACGCUUUACCUUCCCCCAACCCCAGGUCCAUUAUCACAAGGGCAGGCGGUGGGCAGCACUGACUGCCACUUUAAUGGCCAUUACAGCCCAAGAGCCAGUGAUACAAGGGGGCAAUAAAGCAUUGAUUUGUUAUGGUACAUUGCAGCUGGACUGCAAACCAGUUUAGAUCUUUAAUGCUGAAAUACAAAUACUACAUACAUCACUGUACUAAUUCCAGGGGAAAAAUAAAUGCUUUUUUGUUUUGCAGUUACAUUUAUAUAUAUAUAUAUAUAUAUAUAUAUAUAUAUAUAUAUAUAUAUGUUUUAUUUUUUUUCUCGCCAAAAACUAUUUUAUUUGAUGGCACUGAAAUAAAAAAAUUUAAUAGACCCCCCAAAAUAUAGGUGUUUGUAAAGGAAUUGUGAUUUUGUUUUUAUAGCAUAAUAUGCUUUCAAAGAAAACACAGUAUAUUUUUGCUUGGUGAAAUAAAAAAAUGGGAUUGCUGCUUUCACAUAACAUGAGUAAUUCUAGAAAAAUGGUAGUACCUUUUAGGCUUUUUGCCCUGUGCUGAAAUUAGAGCAAAGUUUUGUUUGUAUCUCAUCAGAGGAUGGUUGGCUCAGUAAUCAGGGUUUUAAAGGAACAAUGUCAUUAUUUAUUAUUUUUCAAAAAAACUUUUUUAUUUUAAUAUGCCCGUAAUGUUUUAAUAUACUAUAUAGUUAUUUAUUAUUAUUUUUUUCUUAAUUCACGUUGUUUGAAAUUUGUGAAGAGAUCCCUUGUUUGCCUUUCCCACUCCUCGUUUCCAUCAGCCAUCUUUAGCCACCUUUGGUCUUAUUGUUGGUUGCCUGACCCAAUGCUUAUUAUUUUGUAACUGAUCAUUGCAAAGUGAGCAGGUGUAAUGGGAUCCACUAAUUGUUUCACAAGCUGCAUUUCUGGAUGGUUAUCGGGUCAAGGUCUUGAUGUAGUUUCUGUGCCUUAAACAGUAUUCUGGCCUCUCCUUUUGAAAAUGGCCUCUUUGUUACUGGAAUAAAAUGGACAUGUUCAAUGACCUCAUGUGUCUCCCUCACUUUCUGGACAGACAGGGCUUGAUGUGCUGUAUCAAUAAGACAUUGCUCUGCAAUAACAAGGGAAAAUAGGUAAAGUGUCAGCAAACCCAACAAGCUUUUGCCAGCCUCUUCAGUUAAACAACAGAUCCAGAGAUUAUGAGAGUAUAUGUUUGAGAGUUCUUCCGACAUAUCCUCAUCUUCACACAGCUACGUCUGCAGUACUUUCUAGCACUCUAUAACAUUGUUGUGGGUGGAUCACUGUGACCUUUUAUUCCACAUGCAUCUCAGACUCUGAGUCUGGUGUACUAGAGACCUCACCUUCUUCAUACUGUGCACAGUCUCUUGAUCCAGAUAAGGGCACAGUUUGUCUUUUUGUUGUGAGAUGUUUUUGGUCCUUGGUGUAUUGGAGUCCUUCUUCUCUGGCUCUGUCUACUGCAUGUGUGCGUCAGUGUGGGCUCCAUCUUGUGAGGAGACUUGUUACCACUGGGUAGACGUAAACAUUGUAGCUGCAUAACUGUCUUUAAAAUGAUUUUUGGAUGACCUUUUAUUCAUCAGAUGUGUAGGCAUCUUUGAAGCAUGGAUUGAGAAGCAUAGCAACCUUAGGAAUCUGGAAAUCCUUUUUUUUGUAAGUUGAUGGAAGCAGAGCCGCAUGUUCUAACUACUUUUCAGCAGGAAAUUCCCAUUAAUUUCUAUCCUUCUUGUUGGCUUAGUGUAUAAAGCUUUCAUUCAGGCCAGCCUCAGUGGUUCAAAGCAGAACAUUCGCUCAAAAACAAGGUGCCUUUCCCACUGAAUUAUUAUCAGGCAGCAAUUCCUGCUCUGAGAAGGGGCUCUUCCUGUGUUUGAUAUAAGUGAAAAAUGUGGCUUCCAUUGCUAAUUCUGAAAAGACCUUGUCUGUGGAUAUGAACGUAAUACAACAAAGCAUAUGAUAACGCCAUGUGUCCCACAGAGUAUGUACAGGGGCAGCAGAAUUGACCUUGUAAAUAAGCAUAUAUUCAUCAUCAGGGUUAGUGGCCCUAAAAAACGGUCUGACGUGGGAAGGGGAACAGGACGUGUGUGAUUUGGAAGCAAAGGAAUCACUCCCUUCCAUUAUGAAACAUUAAUGGUGGAUAACUGCCGAUCCAAAUUCAAGCUUGCUGUUGUAUGCUAAGAGCUCCAAGUUUCUGGUAGUCCCAGGGCUUGCGUGAAAAUAGACAUUUCAUCAGCUGUUGCAAUAAUGGCUGCUAUAACUUUAAUAUGGCAUGUAAAGAAAACACGAAUCCCACACACAACGCGGAUAUGGGACAAGGUGCCUGUGGACAACAUAACCACUAAUGUUGGCGAUAAUUGCUAUGGUACUUAGAGUGCCCUGUUAAAGAUUUAGCAAGUGACAUGACAAUUUUGUCCAGUCUUUCACACUGAGGGCAUAUAUAGCUUUUAAGGAGGAGAGACAGAAACAUUUAUAUCAUUUGUUAAGUAUGGCAGACAUGACACGUGGCAGUUCUAUCAUAUUUACUGUUAAUGGUGCUUUUUAAACAGAGCAUAUUCACGAAAGCUUGUUGUAGUAGUUAUGGUGGACAUAGUCUUUGGACACAGUUGCCACAAUUAGUAUCAAACUGUUUUAAUCAGUUGGUUAAAAACAGGGUUGUCCUAAUCCAGGAAAAGAAAAACCUAAUUCCGUUAAUCUGGAAGUGUGUUUAUUGCAGACUCUUUGUCUCACUGUACGACUCAGUGAUUUGAAGUUGUUAUGGUGUCUGGAGUCUGUAUGUGCAGCGUUUCACUUCAGAGCUGGCGUGCAGGUAGGUUUUAGCUUUAUUUUUGUUACUUGGUGGGUUGGACCAACACAGUAUGGGCUACUCUAGCCCAAACAUUGGUUUAUUGGAAUAAAACAGUGUUUGGUUGCAAUAAUCCAUUAAGACAUGAACAAUAUACGUUUAUUUGAGUAGGGUCUUCUUCAUCUCUAAAUAUCCCCUUGUAUAAUUGAAAACCGCUGCAGAAUAUGUUGGCGCUAUCUCUCUACUCUUAAUUAAUAACGGAAAUAUUGCACGUCAUCGCCAAAAACCUAUUCUGUGUAAUAAUGCUUGCGUUUAUAUCUUUUGUGUUAUAACAUAGCAUGUCAUAUUUUAUUUACUCCCGCCAUGGUCGGGUAUUUUUGUUCAUACUUUGUACACAAUGCAAAAAUAUUUCAUUAUUUCACGUGUCACAAACUUUUUAUUUCCUCGUUUAUUUAGACUUUUAUUCUACUAUAGGAUAUCUACUCGGAGUCUUGUUAUAUUUACAAAUAUUGACUCCGUUUAUGUACAUGGCAUUUGCAAAACUAAAUGAUUGUAUUGCUCUCUGUGUAAUCUAUUUUAGAAUUUAUCUGUUUAACAAUAAAGGACACUUAAUAUUUAUCUUGCCAAAUGUAGCAUUUGGAAAAACAAAAUCUUUCUCAGGUAUGUGUGUUUGUGUACAGUAAACAUGUACUGGAAUCUACAUUUUUGAACCCUUUGUGUGCCAGAGGUGUCCCCAACGCAUUAUAUGCAUAAUGUGCAGCAAGGCAUCCUUUCAUUCUUUAAUAUUCGUUUUAUAUUUUGUAUUUACAGCUUCAACACAAGAUGAUCCAAUCAAAUAUCACUAAUGAAUAUAUCUGCCUCAUUAGCAUUUCUGGGAUAUCUUAGAAAGAUGAUGCGAUGUGUUUUUUUUUACUGUUUAUUUCUGAUUCCUACCAUAGUCUGUAACCUGAUGCUGUAAUUAUUUAUUCAUUGGAUUAACAGGCACAGAUAUCUGAAAGGGAUGCUUAGCCUCACAUCACUCGCAUAGGCUAGAAUAACUGAAACAAUUGUUUUGUCUUCUCAUUUUUUAGCCUCAUCAUGAACAGUAGACAGCAGUGGACAGGGGAGGACCAGUCAGUGGUCAGCCGUAUGCAGAAGAAAUUCUGGGAAACCAAACAAGUUUUGAUUAAAGUUACAGGGAAAAAAGAGGAUGAACACGUUGUUGCUUCAGAUGCUGAACUUGAUGCCAAGCUGGAGGUAGGUGAGAUCUAUGUUUGACUGUUUUUAAGAAAAAUGGGAAGUUAGUGGGACUCUGCUAUAGUUGGAGCCUGCCAUAUCCUCUCCACCACUAGAUGGAACUGUGCUUUUAAACUAAAUAUUUUUCUUUACUACACGUGUUAUAUAUUAAAAAAUCUACAUUUGAUACUUCAGUAAUACAUUUAUAUAUUUGUGGUGUGCAUUAGCAGAAGAUGAAAAGAAACUGUAAAGAGACAUAAAUUGGAAAGAAAACAAAAAUAAGAAAUUGUAAACACUAAGAAAUCCUGAUGUGAAUAGUGAGGAAAACUAUUUGACUCCUUAAAGGAAAAAUAGUCGGGCACUGUAGCUCCCUAUAGUGACCCCCUUGCGGCCCCCUUCUGUCACUUAUCUGAUUCCAGCAGUGAUUCCCUCGGCGCUGGUCAGGCUCCUCCACUAACGCCAGCCACCAGUAAGGGACCUAAUGCGCAUGCACGGAGAUUGCCGCACUUGCCUUAGGACUUCCCCCAUAGUUCUGCAUUGUACAAUGCUUUCCUAUAGUGUUUUGAGUUACACUGGAUGUCCUCAUGCAUAACACGAGGACGUCCAGCAUCAGUUAGGUGUCCAAAAGUCUCCAAACAACACGAAAGUCCCUCUGGUAGCUGUCUGGUAGAUGGCCAUUAGAGGUGGACUUAACACUGCAAUGUAAUUAUUGCAGUUUAUCAAAAAACUACCUUUGCAGGGUUAAGUGACCUGGGACAUAGCAAUAUAAUAAUAUUAGCUAUAUGUUGCUGCAACGUAAGUUUAAGCCCCCCCCAUACAUAUAAUAUAUAGUAGUUCCCCCAUACAUAUAUAAUAUAUAUAAUGCCGUAUUUCCCAGAGGAUGCUUGUAAUAUAAACCUUACCAUGAAAAUAAGCCCUAGUCACUAGUUCGCUAAUCUAUGUUCGGGGAAUUUUUCCCGAACAUAGUUUUGCGGGAUUUCAUUUGUGAGUAAGCUAAUCUAUGUUCAUGGACUUUUCCCUGAACAUAUACAUGCAAGAUUCUAUUCGUGAGUAAACUAAUCUAUGUUUGGGGAAGUUUUUUUUCCAGAAUAUAAGUCCUAGUGCGUAUAUAUGUUUUUAAAGGGCGGACAUGGCUUUCUUUUAAUAUCCUAUAAGUGUGAAUAAAAUGUUAAACUGGGUCUGAGACAUGCCGUGCGUCUGAGAGGUGGCCCGUUCCACAGGGUGGUCCAGAAUUGUAGCAAGGGAAUGGUUGGUUGCAUAUAUUGUUAAAGAUCUCCAUCCACACAGACUGCUGUGGUGUUGGUCGCUUCAACCCGGUUGUAACAGCCAUUGUUGGUGUAGUCAGCUCCAUGUACAGCUAGUCUCCAGUGGGGACCAGGAUAACCCCCGCCGGUCCAAAGGUGGGGAAAAAGGGCUUCUUUCUCUGUAAGGCUUUUCAGAAGCAUAAAUCUGCCUAAUAAUCCACCGUGACAGGUUGGUAGGCCUUAAUUUGAAGGAGCCCAAAAAACAUUGAAAAAGUGGUCCAGUCCAGUUGGAGGUAGAGUCAAGAUUUCAGUAAAUAACACCAAAUCACCAAAUCUAUGCUUAAAUUAUAGCUUUGUUGAGGAGCACUUCUAGCCUGCAUCCCACUCAAUCAGCUGCCAAGUCCCGGCCCUUUACACAGGGUUUUUAUCGAAGUCUGAUGCAUAUGAUGUCCCUGAUCACACCAUUGGUGUCAUCCAAAAAUUACAGAUUGACCUAUUGUUGGACCACUGUUUUAGAGUAGACUAAUUUAAUGAUAAUUGUUUAGAAGCCCUUUAAGAAUACAAUAAAUACUAUUUUGAAAACAAAUUUAUAUUGGAUUUUUCUUUCUACAGAUAUUUCAUUCCAUUCAGACAACUGGAUCAGAGUUAAUCAAAAUAAUCGAGAAAUACCAACAAGCACUUGAUGGUAAGAAUUGAUGACCAAGUGCAGUAAAGUAGUUUGAAUAAUACAUUUAAUGGAAAUAAUAAGUUUAUGAAAUGUUCUGAUGCUGAGCUACACCAAGGUUAGAAUAAAAGAUUGGGGUAUAUUCCUCUGCUGGGUGUUAAUUGUCCUGUACAUAAACUGGGUUAUUCGCUAAAGUGUAAAUGUCUGAAAAUUAAAGGGAAUUUUAAAAUUUUAGACCAAAAUAGGAGAAUUGGAAAAAGUCAACAAUGCUUUCUUUUGAGCUAUUUUGGCCUAAACUUGUAAAUUCAAUUUAAAUAAUUUUCAGGAUUACUUCCUAAAGUGAGAUGUGUUGGGAAUUUAAAGUGCAUUUCAAAUGUAAGUCAAACUAUCUGAACUGGAUGCAUAGCUGAUUAAGAUAAUCUUUUCAGUUUUGCUGUUUUGGUUUUAAAUUUGAAAUUCACUUUGAAUUCCCAACAGUUUUACUUUAGUAAAUAAACCCAUUUGAUGUCCCGAGAAUUCACAUGUUGGUGAAUAACCUGAAAGUGUACUAGACUAGCUUUCAAGUCAACCUAAAUAUCAGAGGAGUAGAGUUGAUCCCACCUUCUGUUUACACCAGCUGCCAUUAUUCCUCUAGCCAGGUUUUAUUAUUCCAUUACAUCGUUCCUUUUAGUUUUAUCUUUUUCUUAAGUUGCAUUAAAAUAUUAUCAAUGGCAUAGGUACAGAUAUCAUGCUCCCAGUCCUCGCUUCCGGUCAUACGGGAUUAUUGCAAUAGCGAUUUAACUAUACUGUCCCAUGUAUUGCUACAUAACCACACGCUUGGAUGUAAAUAUAGAACCAUAUAUUGUUAUAGAUGGAAAUGCAAUAUCUUGUGUACUUGUACCCAUUGUACUUGUAAAAUCGUUACUUUAUCCUUAUCAUUUGUGUUGUAUGAACCUGUUAUUCAUGUAUCUUUAUCACUGUGCCUUAUCAUUAAAAACCCACUUCUUCAUAAAAGCAUAUCAAUUAAACUGUUAAUAGUUCCCGACUGAUUCCUUUCUUGCAACUGUCACUAGUCUAAUACUAUCUUUACCCCACUCCCUCUAGCUGUAAGCUCAUUGAGCAGGGCCCUCAACCCCUCUUUUCCUGUGUGUCCAACUUGUCUGCUUACAACUACAUGUCUGUUCGUCCACCCAUUGUAAAGCACUGCGGAAUUCGAUGGCGCUAUAUAAAUAACAUAAUAAUAGUAAUAAAAGCAAUAAAAACUAUAAUAAACAAAAAAAAAAUAAUAAAAUCAGAGGAGUAAAGACUCCGUUAAUGGACCUCCCAUUUAAAAUGGUCAAUGUAUUGAUUCAUUUAUUUGUAAUUAUCUCCCUUAGUUCUGUCUCAGAAAGAGAAUGAUUUUGGUCUGCUCCUUAAGGAGCAUGCUCAGCAGAACAGCACACAAGCAGGAAAAAUGAUGAAAGCCACAGGAAAUGCUCUGUGUUCCUCCGCUGGGCAAAGGUAUGUGGAAUGCAUCUUUGAACAGAAGAGAGUGGUCACUGUUUAUUGGGUGAUCCAGUGUCCCAGUACCCCUGUUAGUUUAAAAAGUGCAUUGACUCAUUUUCGCUCUUCCAGUUCUUCUGCUCUUCCAGUAAAGGAAGCCAAAACUCCAAAAGCAUGUUAAAAGCUGGGGUUUUUAUCUUUGUCUUUAAUCAGGUUAGCAAUCUGCACCCCCUUAUCUCGCCUGGAGCAGGAAGUGGUCACUUUCAGUAGACGCGCAGUUUCCGAUACCCUUCUGACCAUAAAUCGUAUGGAGAAGGCACGGAUUGAAUAUAGAGGGGCUUUGCUUUGGAUGAAGGAUGUUUCCCAGGAGUUGGACCCUGACACCUAUAAACAGAUGGAGAAAUUCCGAAAGGUGGGCUGCAAGGUUUACUUGUCUGACAGGAAGCUACAAUGUGAUGUGCUGCUAAUGUAUUGAUGCCAGAUACCACAGGACAUGUUCUGAGGUCUUGUGGAGUCCACGCCUUGAUGCAUCAGAGCUGUUUUGGCAGCAUUUGGGAGGCCUUACUUUAAAAUACUUAGCAGGAAUAUUAGGUGCAACUAAUAAGUUGGGGGAUGUAGACAGAUUUAAUUUGACUGCAAAUAUUUUGUGAGUACAGAGCCUAACUGGAGUCUGUUGAUUAAAUGAUCACUGUUUUGGCUCAGUUGUCUUCAACUCAACUGAUAACAUUCCUAAAGGUACACUUUAUCAAUGAUCAACUGAAUUUAAACCAUAUUCAGCUAGAGGGAUCUCUACUGUUUUCACAGGGCUCUUGGAAAUAGCCCAACAAAUUUCCGUUUAGGGAUGGAGAAAUGUUAUAGUGUUUAGGAGGCUGAAGGUAGCAUUAGGGUGACUUAGAGUUAGAUGGGCCUAGUGUUAUGCGUGCAGCUUCUCUGGUCUGUAAUACCAUAAAUAAAGGGAGUUUGGUUGUUAUUCAGCUGUUUGGAAAUAUUAAUAGUGAUUUGGCUGAAUUUAACAGGUAAUCAAUUCAUAGUACAAGUUUGGUUGAAAUGGUCACAUUUACUUGUUGGGAAUUAGUUACAUUUGUGUGAAACAUUAACACUUUUACUUUAGAACAAGCAUGUCAAACUCAAAGUCUGGAUCGGGCCACAUAAACAAGGUUUAAGUUUAUGUGACCACAAAAAAAAUAAAAAAAAAUACCGUAAAUGUUCAUAGAAACGUAUGUUUAUUUUAAAAAGUACUGUAUAAAAAAAAAAAAAAAACAGCAGCCCCGUCUACUAGACCACAGCACCUCCUCUACUAAAUCCCAGCCCCCCUCUACUAAACCACAGCAGCCCCCCCCGCCACCCUGUGCCAAAUCUGACCCUCCCGCUGACAGACACACACAUUCACUGACAGACACACACAUUCACUGACAGACGCACACAUUCACACUGACAGACGCACACAUUCACACUGACAGACGCACACAUUCACACUGACAGACGCACACAUACUUGCUGACAGACACACACUCACUGACAGACAGACACACACACAGACAUACUCACUUUCAGAGACACACACAGACACACACAUAUUCACAGACAGACACGCACACUGACACACACAUACUCAGAGAGACACACACAUACUCAGACACACACAUACUCACUGACAGACACACACAUACAGACACACUGACAGACACACUGACAGACACACUGACAGACACACUGACAGACACACACACACUGACAGACACACACACUGACAGACACACACAUACAGACACACACACACAUACUCAGUGACAGACACACACACACUCACACAGUUACACAUUCUUGCACACACAUACAGACACACUGACAGACACACACACACACACUGACACACACACACUUUUUUUUUAUUGCUCCUUACCUCAUGGUGCCGAUGUGGGGCAUCUCCCUGGGGUUCCUCCUGCUCCUCACUGCUCCCUCGCAUGGUUUAGUGAUGCCGAGUGCCGGAAUAUGACGUCAUAUUCCGGCGCCCGGCUUCACUUCAGUCAGCGUGCGCGAGGGAGCAGUGAGGAGCAGGAACGCUGAGCUCCCUUGCUGGCCGCCAGCGUCCUGCUUCCUCCCCGGCCGGGUAAGUGUUAGCAGAGUAGGCACCUGCAAUAUGGAGAAAGCAGGCGCCCACUCUGCUAUAACACCAGUAUGUACUCGCAGCUCACCGGGCCGCAAAGAUGGUCCUUGUGGGCCGCGAGUUUGACAUGCUUGCUUUAGAACAACAUUUGAUUUGGUGAAUUGACCUCCACUGUUUGAUUUACACAUUACUCCCUCAAACAUGCUUAGCACAUCUGCGGGAUCCUAAGCCAUCCUGCUUUGAGAUAUUUCUCCCAUUGGUGCUGUUACGGGCAAAUGCAAAUAUUACAAGUUUUAGAAUGAAAUGUUGUAUUUUUUAAACUGUGUACUUUGUCUUUAAGAGAUAUUGCAAACUGACAAGGUGUUAGAAAUGGAACAUAUUGUUUUUCAUAACUGUUUCUUUAAGCAUAAUAUGUUUGCGCCAUUUUGUCCCAGACGAAUUACAAUAACAAUAAUGCAUAAACAAGUUUCAAGGCUAUGCUACGACUCUUGCAGUACACAAUAUACUGUGGUAACCAAGUUAAUGGAACUUCCCCAAAUCCGGGAAUCUCCCGCGACUGUACACUUACGACUUAGUAUAAACAACAGAUAACCUAUUCAGACUUUAAGAUGCCAUCUUGAACUAAGUCAGGAAAAUUUCCAUGACGUAUACACCCUUUAGUUAUGGCCUUGUAUGUUUGCCAAAUUAAGGGAGGUCCUAAAUUGAAUAAAGUAAAAGAAGUGUUACUUUUUCAUAUUUGAACUACAGUAACCUAAAAUGGAGACACCUAAGGUAUAAAUAGGUGUACUUUUAAAUGUUAAGACACAGAGGAGAGACUUGGAGACAGACGCUGCUCCAUCUUAAAAUGACAGAGAGGCUGACAUGAUGACAUGUUCAGAAGGGUAUGUUAACCUAUUAAUGAUAUUUGCAAGCAUGUAAUUUAAAUCUUAUAAACUCUGCUAUAAUGGAUUUUAUAUUUUUAUAUAAUAAAUAUCCAAAAGACAAUCUUGCUUCCAAGACAAUCCUUAUUUUAUAUUGUAUUCUCAAUUAUUUAUAUAUGUUAAAUAGAGGAGCUCUUACACUAUAUAAAAUUAUGGCUAAGAUAUCUGUAUGGUUAGCCCUACUAAGUUCUAUGCUUUAAGACAUUAUAGUGGUAAAUAAGGGAACCACCAGCGGUUACAGUGCCUACUGAGCAGCAGUCUAUUUAUCAUGUGGGUACAGGAAAUGGUUGCAGUAUAAAAAUUUUAAAUGACCAUUCUUUGUUUUAUUUGUAGCAGCCUAAUCAAAUAUUUGUAUUCUAAUGUAGCAAUUUAUUUCAAGUGCCAUGCCUCUAAAGAUAACAUUUCUACUUUUGUAUAAUGUCCACAGGUUCAGAUUCAGGUAAGAAACACUAAAAGCCAUUUUGACAAGACUAAGAUGGAUGUAUGCCAGAAAGUGGACCUCCUGGGAGCCAGCCGUUGCAAUAUGCUGUCACAUUCACUAGCUUCAUAUCAGGUAACACUGAUCAAACAUGUUACUUAUAUCAUAGUUGUCAAAGUUUGUUUUGCUGGGUCAGUCUCAUUGUUUUUUUAAAUCAGCCCUGCAAUGUAGAACAUUAUUCACUAAAGUGGGAAUUCAAAUUUAAAGAAACACUAUAGUGUUAGGAGUACAAACAUGUAUUUCUAACACUUUAGUGUUUCCCUACCUAUGUAGGUUAUUCUGAUGUGAUUAUCAAACAACUUGGAAGUGGGCUGCAAUAUGUAUUGAUUAAAAGAUAUGUGUCUGUAGGAAAAAAAAAAAAAGCGAAGGAGAAAGAAAACCGAAAUUGAGAAUGGGUAGAAAAGAAGAUAAAAUAAGAGCGAGGAAAAGGGAGCAAAAGUAAUUAUUCCACUGAAAAGGCAGACCUAUAUAUGGCAUUAAAAAAAAACUAUAUAACAUUUUUAAAUUAAAGGGAAAAUGCACCAAAACCCAGGAUGCUACUGCAGGCUGUUAACAGAGUAGGAUAUAAUUUAGGGGUAAUUAUUUCAGAUGACUUAAAGGUAGGCAGACAAUGUAAUAGAGCAGCAGGAAAUGCUAGCAGAAUGCUUGGUUGUAUAGGGAGAGGUAUUAGCAGUAGAAAGAGGGAAGUGCUCAUGCCAUUGUACAGAACACUGGUGAGACCUCACUUGGAGUAUUGUACGCAGUACUGGAGACCUUCAGAAGGAUAUUGAUACCUUCGAGAGGGUUCAGAGAAGGGCUACUAAACGGGUUCAUGGAUUGCGGAAUAAAACUUACCAGGAAAGGUUAAAGGAUCUUAAUAUGUAUAGCUUGGAGGAAAGACGAGACAGGGGGGAUAUGAUAGAAACAUUUAAAUACAUAAAGGGAAUCAACACAGUAAAGGAGGAGACUGUAUUUAAAAGAAGAAAAACUACCACAACAAGAGGACAUAGUCUUAAAUUAGAGGGACAAAAGUUGAAAAAUAAUAUCAGGAAGUAUUACUGUACUGAGAGGGUACUGGAUGCAUGGAAUAGCCUUCCAGCUGAAGUGGUAGAGGUUAACACAGUAAAGGAGUUUAAGCAUGCGUGGGAUAGGCAUAAGGCUAUCCUAACUAUAAGAUAAGGCCAGGGACUAAUGAAAGUAUUUAGAAAAUUGGGCAGACUAGCUGGGCCGAAUGGUUCUUAUCUGCCGUCACAUUCUAAAGGAAGUUUGAUACAUGGGAAUUGUAGUUAACAUUAGAUAUCCCUUUACAGCAAAUGUGUAGAGUAGACUAUGUAAGUCCCAGCCAGGGGAUGUUUGGCUAGGGCUGUAUAAACAAAGUGAUUUAAUGGCAGAUGAGUGAGACUGCAGAGGCGUGAUCUAUACACCAAAACUGCUACAUUAAGCUAAAGGUUGAUUUGGUGCUCCGAGUGUCCCUUUAAUGUAUUAUAUUGAAAUAAAACAUGCAGAACUGUGGAUCCAACAAACCCUGUGCACGUGUAGAAUGAAAGUAGAAAUGAAUAAAUUGCUAUGUUUUAUUUCGUUCUAACAGACCACCCUACUGCACUUCUGGAAAAAGACUGCUCAUCUUAUGUCCGAAAUACAAGAGGAAUUUCAAGCAAUGCUUCCAUUCAGUGUAUCAGAAACCAAGGUUAUUUUUCUGUAUACUUUUCAUCUUUCCCAGCGACCUAAAGGGGAACCAUUACCGUGGGAAUCGAUAUCAUGACAUUGGGUUUUCAUGGUGAUUGAUCCACGUUUCUGUUAGCAAUGCUUCUACAUCUCCUCUCCUUUGUAUGUUAAUGGAACACUGUAGUGUUAGGAAUACACACAUGCAUUGUGUUCUCAUCCUUAUUUAGAUAAAAAGUUGUUAUAGCUUUGCCAUCAUGACUUAUUCCAGUUUUCAUUAGUGCGCCAGUUUAUAUAUUGCUUUUGGUGGGGAUUUGAGCUUAAUUUUGAAUGGCUUGUUUCCAACAGCAAGAGAGAGAACAUGUACCCCUAUUUAUAACCCUUAUUGCAGAAUGAGGACUAAUGAGUGUAUAAAUCUUUCCUUCUCCUUACUUCCUAGGCCAGUGAUGGCUAACUAUGGCACUGCAAGUGAUGGUAAGAUACAUGGGAAAUGUAGUUCACAAGCACAUACAGUGCCAAAGGUAGCCCCUGUACACACUGGCUGGGAGGAACCUAAAUUAAUUGCAUAUGUGUUGCUCAAUUCCUUUGACCUAACUUCCUUCCUCUACCCAAUGUAUUGGGUACCGAGCGUCCCUCCUAAUGAGUUAUAUAUCCUAGACAGAGCUUGGCUGAAUGCUGCCAUCCACCCUCUAAAGAGUUGAUUAUGAGAUCGGAAUUACCAUCUUCUGUUCCACCAGUAACUUUAUUGGAAAGUGUGAGGGAUGGCAAUCACACAAAUUCCUCUUUUCCAGUUACCCGAUGAACGUGCAUUUUCUUUUAGCACCGAAAGACAUCGGGCGUUUUAAUCCUUUAAACGCAGAACAGUGCAUUUUAUUGCACAAGAUGCACCAUUUACUUUAAAUUAUUAUUUCACUUUUCUGUUUUUUCCUUAUCCUGUGUAGUUGGAUCUGAAGGGAGAGAGGGAUGUUCUAUUCUCUAUCUAACAGACUGAGAAACUCUAGACUCGUUGAGAACACAUUAUGGAAUUGCUCCCCAUCUUACAUAUAGGAGAUUCGGGACUAAAUGGAUUCAUCAUACUAUUUCUUUGAAGAAAUGUUUCUACAGCAUUUGCUACUCUGUAUAUCUAUUUGGAGUAUGUGAUCACAGAUACUUGGUACCUUGGAUCUCUUCUCUCAACAAUUUAUGCUAGCCUAGUAUUCCUAUGUAAGGAAUGGAUGCCUAAUGAGACGUAUGAUGGAGCAGGAGGGCUAGAUUUAAUAAAGCCUUACAGUAUCCACUGUCCAAUUGGUUUUUAAUAGAUACAAGGAGAUAGGCCUAGCUAAUAACAGGAUAAGUGUUAGUCUAUCACAGAGCUAUUGUAGUGUUAUAGUAAAAUGGUGAUUUCUAUUGAGGAGUUAUUUGGUUGUCCAGUGAAGUGAAUUUAGAUUUGUGGGAAUUUUUGUAGAUUUUCAUCAGGUAUGCCCUACCACAUUUGUUUUGCAGUCAGUGCUUUUUCUCUCUCGUAGCUCUUCUUCUGUAUUUUAUGUGCCGUAAUUUUAGGCAAUAAAAGCAUUACUCAUCUCACUGGUGCUUAGUGGGUAUUUUUACAUUUAAUACGUAACUUAUAUUUUAUUGAUGUGUUUUAGGUCACUAAAUAGGUUUCUAUUUUCCUAAUGCAUGUAUGUUCCCUUCUAGUCUCUUCUCACUAUUCCAAUUAACCCUUCCCAUUCUUGCAUGAUGGAAAAAAAUCGUAUUUGGUUACCAACUGGCAUAGCCCAUGUAACGUCCACCCUGGUGGUUAGAGGGGUGUAUGACGUUGGAGACGUCCUUUGCCCUUGCGAGAGGUUGAGCUGCAGUGUAUUCCCGAUGUCCCAUCAGCUGGAUCAGUGUAGAUAGAGAGAGGGGCAGAGCUCUUACAAGAGCUAGUGAUUAGCUGGAUGCAGGUUCUCUUCAAUAACGAGACGAGGCUAUGUAUUGAGGGUUAAGCAGAAUUGAAAGUUUAAUGUGCCAGGCUUGCUUUUAUACAACUUUUCCCACGAGGUUACCACCCAUGUGAACCUUGUUGGGCACCGAAAACACAAACUCAACAACCAAUAGUUUACAGUCACACAGUUAAACACUCCCAUUCAUUACUGUAAAUUCCUCCUCUCUGCUUGGGAGAUAAUUGAGUUAAUUGCUGUAUCAACUCAGUUCUCUCUGAGCGAAAAAUACACUUUUUACUCAUUUUUCAUAACAUUAAAAUUAUACAUCCAACUCCCAUAAAAUAUAUUUUCAGAAUGAGCAUAAUUAGGGAACAAACAUAUCCAAAAAUCAUACAAAUUGGUUCAGGGGUUCGUGAGAUAGAUGGAAGUCCCAUUUCUGCCUGGUUGCACACGAGGCUCCUGCCCAAAAUAGUUCCAUGCGUUCAGCUGGUGUGUCCAGUCCCUUUUUGUAUAUUUAAAAUACCGAACAGUCAUUCUUUUUAUUGUUUGUGCCUUUGGUGGUCGUGUGCCGCCUCGUUCGUGUAAUACUUCUACCGAACGCCGCCUUGUUCGUAUGAAUCUGUGCGAAGUUAAGUGGUCUUGGAAGUUUCAGCGGUGUUCGGGCGUUUGAGUGUCCGAAAAUAGUUUCAAACACUCGACGACCAAACCCCGCUGAACGCGUUCGACAAAACAAGAUGGCCGCCGCCACAUUUUCAUGCAUACGAAUCGACGGCCACACAGUGAACCACUUAGAACAUUUGCGUUUGGAACAGAGUCAAGGAGUCAAUGGCGGCACACGACUGGUCUGGGUGGUCUCUGGUUCGGUAGUUUGUUCGGUUAUACGAACGAGUUAGCAGGGUUAUUCGUUUUCCCAUUCUUAUGUUCAGCAUAACAACGGUAACAAAUACAGUGGUUACAAUGUUCCAAGUCUGUUGGCCAGGCAAUAACAGGGAUCUGUUACAGCCCAAUAUAUGCCCUGAGCAGUCCUGGCACUAUAAGUGAGCAUUGCUGGCUCCUGUAUAUUGCAAGGAGGGGGUGGGGCACAAUUUGCAUUCUAUCACUGUGACAGAAAGCCAAGUUCAGCUAGUUUAUUGUGGUUUAAUUUUACAAUUCAAUGAAAACUAAAACAGACUUUAGCAUGCAACUGGUUAUUGAUUAAGUGUUUGGGACACGCUUUAUUCCCUUUAAGACAUUCAUUAUCCUGAAAAACAUGCCAUGGACUCCAUAUGCUGUAUGUUACCAGUGCAGUCAAUUUAAUUUUAUAGAUGUACAUACGUGUUUAUUUUAACCCGCUGUUUUACGUGUAUUUCUAACGUCCUCUAGCCUUGUGCGCAGCUCUCGGAGAAUAGCACAGAGGAGACACACAGUGAGCACGCAGCAGAACACAAGGACAUGUGAGUACAAAAGGCAACAGUUACCCGUGUUAUGCCGUAUUCUUAGAUUAGAAAUGGUAUAUCUUCAAUGGUCUUACAUGUAUGAAAAAUUAAUAUCUGACGUCUCUUUGGCUAAGAUUUCACAAACCUUUAUACUGUCCUACAUUUAAAAAACGAUUGACAUAUAAUCUGAAUGACAAUUUAAAGGUUUUCUGGUUGUGCUAUCACUGUAUGGAGAGUAUAAGUUGCAGUAGGAUAUGUCUUCAUACAACAACUUUCUGUGCUGUUGUUUUCUCCCCUUGGGGAUCAGAGAUUCUUCCUUUAUCUGCUUGAAUGUUUUACCUCUUCAACAGUCUUCAUUCUAGUACAGUGUGGUUAGAUAGACAUUCACGAUCAUCUGUUUUACAAACGGGUUGUUGUGGCCAGUCCAGGCGUUGUAAAACCAAAGCAAGCGUUUUUCUAGCCAUCCGUGCAUUAGUUUAAUUCCAAAUAGUUCUAUGGCUUAAGUAUGUGCAAAUCUUCAAUCUAAAUUUCAUCAAUCUUUUUCCUUUUAAAGGUUAAAAUAUUAUUUUAUGUCAUCAGAAAUCAUCUAUGCACCAUCAUAUAGCAUCUUAAAACCUUUUAUAUAAAAGACAAUAUUAUAGAAAUAUUGGUAUGUGCGGUUUGUACAACCUAUAGCAAUGGUAGACCACCUACGGCACCCCAGAUGUGGACUACAUCUCCUUUAAUGCACUUACAGUCAUAAUGCCGGCAGAAGGUUGCCUACCCCUGACCUGCACAUUGCUUUGUGCCUUUUAUUGCCUGUGUUUUCUACUGACAUGUAUUGGCAAUUCUUUCUCUAAUAAAGUCUUGUGUUUUUAUGCUCUCUACUUUGCAAUGACAAUUUUCAGGGACAAUUAGUAAAGCCAGAAUUUAAAGUGGAUUCUAAGAGAACUUCAAAUAUAAGGCCAGAGUAGCUGAACUGAAAGCAUAAAUGAUAGAGAAUUAUUCUAGUUCAGCUAUUUUGACCUUGCACCCUCAGAUUGUUCAAAUAACCAUUUCCUGUUUCCGGUGCAGUGGCUACUCUGCAAAUCACAGAAUUUGAUUGGCUGCAGGCAUCACAUGCUCUCCACAGCCUUGCUGACUUUACACUGUGUCUGAAAGUUGUGAUGCAAUUUAAAAAUGACCUCUUCUCCAUUGAACAAUGAUAGAUGCAGUAAUUCCCGAUAAACGUUCUGUAGCUUGUUUAGGUGAAAAUUAUGUUUUCAAUUUUUUUUAAAACCAGUGGUUCCCAAACUAGUCCUUGUGGCUCAGGAGCAGUUCGGGUUUUGAUGGUGUCUCCUUGGUAUAGAAAGGGGAAAUACCUAAAACCUGGACUGUAGCUGGGCCAUGAGAACUGGUUUUGGAUCCACUGUCAAAACCAUUUAUGGAAAGAAGAUACCACGUGACGACCGUAUCAGUUCAAAUCCUGACUCUCCUUACUACAGCCAAGGAAUGUCAUGGUUAACAUGUGAAUGUUUAAAAUUAAAAUAUAUCGGCUACCAUUACUGACCAUGCAGUUAAAAACCAAUCCGCUUUCAGUAUUUCCCUCCUAACUGCUCUGAUCCCACCUAUUUUACAUGGAAUACAAGUCCAAUUUUCUUCUAUAAACUGCAUAAUAGGCAGUGACUUUUGUCCUUGCCAAGGAGAGUGAUUUUGGGUUAGAUAGGUGUUAUAUCUGACUGAGGAUUGACUAAGAUUUAUGUGAUCACAGGACAACAGGGGAAAAGAUCUAUGACAGGGGUAGGCAACCUACGGCACUAGUGCCAUGCAUGGCACUCAAGAUGUCUUUGCACAGCACUCAAGGCUGCUAGAGCCAAACAAGCUCUGGCCUAUCAGGAGUCCUGGUAUCCGAUACCUGCUAAUACGAAGAGGUGGUGAAGGACAAUCCUCAAUUUAUGCAUUGCAGCAUGUAGAGGAAGUGAUCUCAGAUCACUUCCUCCCAGCACAUGUGAAUGGGAAUCCAUACUGCAGUAGAGCAGCCUGCAGCUGCUGUUGCAGCUCCUGUCCUUGACCUGUACCUGGCCAGCCCGGUCCCCACUGGAAUUCAGGGAAGCCACCCACCCUGCUAGAUAUACACAGAAAGGCAGAAUAACCCUCCCCUAAUACAAAUAACACGAACAGCCCACACACAAACAUACACACAAUCCUUACAAACGCAACACCACUAACAAUCCACAUGCAUGCACACACACCACCAACCACAAACUUCUCAUGAACAUAUACAAUAUAAUAGCUCAUAUACUCUCAAAUACAACGAUACAAAGCAAUUACAGUAAAAAUAACACAAGCAGAAUACGGCAGCAUACACACCUCAAUUUAAAAAAAUAGGACCGGCACGGUACGGGACAUCACAAUCCUAUAUCGGCACAGUGCUGCUAAAAGGUUGCCUACCCCUGAUCUAUUAGGUAAUUUUGAAUUCAGUGUACUUGCUUAAAGGAAAGAUAUUGAAAACAGACAAACUUAACAGGAGAAAACAAACAUUUCAUGAUAGUUUUCCUUUAACAAAAUCAAAAAUCUUAAUCGAUUUAAUGUAUUUGUUUUGUUUUUUAUUUAUUUUUUAUUUAUUUUUUUUAUUUUCAGGUUAGUUACACUACAGAUGGAAUCCCAAGCAGAAUGUGGAGCAGAAUUGGGUAAAUGUCAUAGAAACCGUUUUUCUGUUACAUGCAUUUUAUUUGUUUUUGUUUGCUGACAAUAUAUUAUACAUGUUAUUUUCCUUCAGAAAAAGUGUCAAAAAAAUAAAAUAAUGGAAUUUGCAUAAAGAGCUUUGUGAUAAGCACGAUUGUGCAGGGUUGCUGCAAGGAUUUUUAAUGCUGCUUGUUCAUCCUCUCUGCCUCCUUUCUCCUAGUCUUUGAUUUCAGUUGCUUUUUUUCAUGGUUCUGCUGCAUGUGAACACGAGGCUUUGAGGAGGCUGUGCAUGGUACCAGGUAGUAGAGUGUUGCACACCAGUAUAUUGACACACUGGAGCUCUGUGGGGGAGGUCUGCUAGCCCCCAAUAUAAAGCCAAAAGUAUAGAGCCACAGGCUACACAGUGCAGGGUGAUCAGUAAGGUGUAUUUAAUAACAAUCUGUUUUCCUGGCACUGCAGGUCUCCUCUCCCUCCCACCACCCAUCCCCGGUUGUUGAAGGUGUGAAAACCCCUUCAGUCACUUACCUGAGACCCCCGCCGAUGUCCCUCGGCGGUGGUUUCGGGUCGCCACCGCUCCUCCCCUUCAUUACGCCAGCCCGCGGUGGAGACUGAUCCCGCCCGACGGCUGAGGAGACCUAAUGCGCAUGCGCGGCAAUAAUUACACUUGCAGGGUUAAGGGUAGUGGGAGUUGGCACCCAGACCACUCCAAUGGGCACAAGUGGUCUGGGUGCCUAGAGUGUCCCUUUAAUUAUGGUCCAAAAGACAAAACAAACAUACAAUGUGAGCCCUUGAUCAUGUAUAUAUCUUUGCUCCCAAUAUAAAUCCAGAAGUAUAGGAGGUGUGUGGGAGGCUUUGCUAUGUAUUUAGUAGGUAUGAGGAUUAUGUGUGCAUGGAAAGCUGUGAUGGGUGUGUGUUGGGCGAUGUGUUUGUGGUGUGGAUAUACUGCAUAUAGUGUUGUUCACUUCUUAGAUUUUUAUUUAUUUAGUGUUUUUGAAGGCAGAAUCUUAUUCUCUGGUAGGCGGGUGAGUGCUAGUAGCAGUGAUGGGGUGAAGGGCUAAUCCUUUUUAAAAAAAAAAAAUUGUAUUCUUUAUUUUGUUGUGCAUGUAAAAAGAGGCAAGCAAUGCCACAUAAGCUAUUGCUAGCAUAGUAAUCAACAUUCAGAGACAAUUGUAUGGGAUCCAAUAACAUUGCACAUUUUAUAAUAUGAUGUAGAAUGAUAAAUAGAUAAACUAACAUGUCAGUUACAAGACAAGGCAUGUGUAAGUAAGUCGGAUUAUACGUACUGACAGUUUGGAAAAGUAUGGAACGGUAAGCUUAGAUUGGACAUAUUCUAUAUUCACUAUUUAUAAAAACCAGGUAUGAAAUGUCUAGCUACUAUCAGCUUUAUCUUCCCAGGAGGCCCGGGAUCCCUCUGGGUAAGGGCAUGAGGAUGCAUGUAGAUCUGCUGACUUGCAUAUUGUGUUACACGAGUGACCAAAACAGUAAAACUAAACAAAAUGCACUCUAUUCAAAAGGUAACAUCGUUCACAUGUAAAAGAUAUGGUUAUGUUGCUUUCUGCUAAUACGGAUUUCUUCUGUGUCCCAGAAAGUCCCUCAGUGCCUUCUCCAGCCUAUGCCUUCCAUGGUUACUACCCAGACCUGUAAUCCGCAUAGGGACUCAUCCAUCACAGAUACCAGUCCUGAGAGCCCUGAUGCCAGGCAUAUCUGCUUGUGCACAUAAAUGCAUGCUGUAGAGUGACCAGGUCUGCUUGUCUGUGUCGGUUGGGUCCGGCGUGGGUAAGAGUGCAGGCUCUUCAUGGCUUUUGUGCCGGGCUUUGAUUUGGAGGUGGGCUGGGAUGAGACUGGCUGUAACCUGCGUGGGAUAUUAGUAGCAAUCAGGUGUAGUAGCCACACGGGUUUGUGUGCUGACAGGAUGUUGCACUGUCUUCAGUGCCAUUUUCUGGCUUGCGGUGGUCGCCUUGGCUUGGAUUUCUGCGACAGCAAUAACCCACAUCGGUCCAUGGGGGGGGGGAUUGCCUCAAGGAGCAGGAGCAGCUCUAUCCUGCCUCUGCUCAGCUCUGCAGUCAGGCUCCGCCUCGAAGGGGUAAUCAUUUGAUCUCUAUACUUUCCCAUGGGUCUGCUAGGUACCGUCUCAGAACAUGUGCGCCAUUAAAAAUGCCUUAUUCUCUUUAUGGUAGCACCGGGCUUGAUAUGUUUCUUCCUAACCUGCUUAUACAGCUAGAUCCGUUGCUGAAGUUUUGAGUAGUAGUGUUAUUAUCUAUUUAAGAUACAUGACAGCAGCAAAAUAUGUUUGAGUACAUCUCCUGUAUCUUAAUAGUGAUAAGAUACAUGAAUGUACAUCAUCAUAGAUUAUAUACAAAGCAUGAAUAACAAAGGAGCUCUGUAGUGUUGCAUUACCAUCAGCAAAAAUAAGGGGUAAAAAAAGAGGGUGGGAUUGAGAAACCGGAGUAGUGGACCUUGCUGAGGUAAAGAUAGGGGUGAUUUGAGACCUAGUGCCGGGCUCCCUUGGCGCUGGGGAACUCUCCUCCUCCUGCUGACGUCAGUGCUGAAUGCGCAUGCGCGGCAAGAGCCGCACGCGCAUUCAAUCAGUCAAUAGGAAAACAUUUCUCAAUGCCUUAUCACUGUGAUUUUCAGUGUGAAUCGCAGAAGCAGCCUCUAGUGGCUGUAGGUGAGACAGCCACUAGAGGCUGGAUUAACCCCGAACAGAAAAGAGACAUCUGUUUUUUGUUUUUUUUUACAUAAAUCAUUUUUAUUAGAGAAUGUUAUCAAUGCAUAUAAUAUCAAAACUGUAACAUUUUCAUAUAACAGAGUAAACAAUUGCUAUACGACAAUUUACAACUAUUUUUCCUAGAUUGACAACAAAGCUUUGCUUAAACGUAUUAUGCUGUUGUCCUCCGGUAAUUGUAGCCUUAUUAGCUUAAUUAAAACCUAAGAAUACCACAGAAAGAUAACAUAAAGGGAGGGGAAUACAGAAAGGAAAAAAAGGGGGGAGGGGGGCUAGGUUCACAUUGAUAUUGGUUAUGCAACAGUUCUUGUGACACAUACCCUGGUCUUAGAACCCUAGAGCCUGGCCGGACAUUCAAGUCACACAAAAGUGGUGCCCUGUAAGCUAUUUAUUCCUAUCAGUUUCCUCAUUGUUAGCGUUGCUGUCCUGUGCCUUUCCAAUAUUUGUGGCCCAGCAUUCCCAAUCUCUCACAUACCUACUUACACAACCCUGUGUUUUGCUAACCAUUCUCUCGUUAAUACUUAUCGUAUUCAAUUUUAGUAUGAGAGUAUUUAACAAGGGAAUCGUUGUGCUCUUCCAGUGAAACGCCAAGUUUAUCUUAGCUACCGUGAGAAUGAUGAGCAAUACUUUGUGGUUGGGGUGGUGUAUCAGCCCGGGGAUGAUAUGCAGAAGGUAGCUGGUUGGCUUCUUUGGUAUUCUAUAGAGCAGCGGUUCCCAAAGUGUGGGUCGCAGGGCGAUUCCCAGUGUGUCGUGCUGACCAACACAUCCAGGGCCACCGGAGACUCGGGAGUCAGACUGAUCAGGAAGGGGCCUGGCGGCUUGCCCGGUAUGCCGCCGGGUUCCUUCCAAUCAGUCUGCCCAGCACCUCCGGUCUGCAGCUCCGCCGGGUGCAGACCGUGUGAUAGAAGUCUCACGAGCACCCAGAGCAUUACCAUGGCAACACUCUGGGAGCUCGCCAGACUUUUAUUACACUGUCUGCAGCUCUGCACCCGGCGGAGCUGCAGACCAGAGAGGUAACCCACCGGACCACUAGGGACGUUUAAUGAAGGUAGGGCACAGAGCCCAAACAAUGCCCCACCCCAAUGUAACCCCUUCUCUCCCUGCACCCCCCACACAAUGUAACCCUUUCACUCCCUGCCCCACCCAACACAAUGUAACCCCUUUACUCCCUGCCCCACCCAACACAAUGUAACCCCUUUACUCCCUGCCCCACCCAACACAAUGUAACCCCUUCACUCCCUGCCCCCAACACAAUGUAACCCCUUCACUCCCCUGCCCCCCACACAAUGCCAACCCCUUCCUCCCCUGCCCCCCUGUGCUUGUCCCCUUCACUCCUGCCCCCAAUGCAACCCCGCCUGCUCGUGCCCCCCUCCCACAAUGCCAACCCCUUCACUCCUUUUCCCACAGUAGCAACCCCUUCACUCCUUGCCCCCCCUCCCCACAAUGUAGCCUUCCUCCUUCCCCCCCCUCCCACAGUGUAGCCCUUCACUUCUUGCCCCUCCACCUCAUGUGCUUCCUCCCUUGCCCCUGCCCUGUGUGGCCUUCCUCCUUGCCCCUUCCCACCUGUGGCUCCCUUUCACUCCCUUGCCCCUGCCACAAGUGCAACCCCUUCGCACUCCUUGCCCCCCACACUGUAACCCCUUUUCACUCCUUGCCCCUCCUGAUGUGACCUUCCUCCUUGCCCCCUUCCCCACACUGUAACCCCUUCACUCCUUGCCUCCUCCCCACAGUGCCAGCCUUCACUCCUUGCCCCCCAGACAGUAGCGGCCUUCAAGCUUCUUUGCCCCCCUCCCACACUGUAGCCCUUUCACUCCCUUGCCCCCCUGCCCGCACUGUGGCCCUUCAUCCCUUUCUUGCACUGUAGCCCCUUCACUCGCCCUUUACCCCACUGCCAACCCUUUCCUCCUUGCCCCCUGCCUGAUGCCAACCCCUUCACUCUUGCCCCUUCCCACAGUGUAGCCUUCACUCGCCCUUUAUCACACUGUAGCCUCUUCCUCAAGCUGCCCCCUCCACACUGUAACCCCUUCACGCCCUGCCCCCCCACUGUAGCCUUUUAUCCCCCUGCCCGCCCACUGUAACCCUUUCUCCCCCUGCCCACCCACUGAAGCCCUUUCUAACCCUUCCCUCACACUGCCCCCCACACUAUUACCAGCACACAUACUCCCUCCCACACUGUCACUCUCACCUCUCCCACACGCUGUCACCCUCACCUCCUGUCUCUGCGUGUAUGUGUAUCUGUGUGUCCGUGUGUAUCUGUGUGUCCGUGUGUGUCUGUGUGUAUUGUGUGUGUCUGUGUGUAUUGUGUGUGUCUGUGUACAUGAGUGUCUUUGUAUCUGUGUGUGGGAAACUAGGUGUCAUUGUGUGUCUCUGUGUAUUGCUGUGUCAGUGUGUGUGUAUUUCUGUGUCUGUGUGUGUCUCUGUAUGUGUGUGUAUGUGUAUACACUGCACACAUACUCCAUACAAAAAACAUGCUUACAUUCAAACACAUUGUGUAUAUGUAUAAUUUAUAAACACAAUAUAAACACACUGCAUCCACUACACACGCACUGCAUUUAAAAGCAAACAUUACAUACAAACACACCCCUGCAUUAAAACACUAAAAUGAUCUACAAACACCCCUUCAUUCAAACACCAACACUACACACAAAAAGCACACCUGCAUUUAAAGUUCUACACUACAUACAAACACCCAUGCAUUCAGACGCAAACAUUACAAACAAGUACACCACUACAUUCCAAUGGCAACAGUACAUACAAAUACACCCAUACAUGCACACAUAUACCGUAUUUAUCGGCGUAUAACACGCACCGGCGUAUAACACGCACCUCAUUUUAAGAAGGAAAUUUCAGGGAAAAAAAACUUAAAGGACCACUAUAGUGCCCUGAGGGUGCCCCCCCCCUCAGGGACCCCCUCCCGCCGGGCUCUGGAGAGAGGAAGGGGUUAAACACUUACCUUUCUCCAGCGCCGGGUGGGGAGCUGUACUCCUCCUCUCCUCCUUGCUCGCGACGUCAUCGGCUGAAUGCGCACGCGCAUUCAGCCCGUCGCAUAGGAAAGCAUUUACAAUGCUUUCCUAUGGACGCUUGCGUGCUCUCACUGUGAUUUUCACAAUGAGAAGCACGCAAGCGCCUCUAGCGGCUGUCAAUGAGACAGCCACUAGAGGCUCUGGAGGCUGGAUUAACCCUCAGUAUAAACAUAGCAGUUUCUCUGAAACUGCUAUGUUUAUAUAUUAAAAAAAAAAAAAAAAAGUUAAUCCUAGAGGGACCUGGCACCCAGACCAAUUCAUAAAGCUGAAGUGGUCUGGGUGCCUAGAGUGGUCCUUUUAAAUUUCAAAUAAAGAACUUCUUACUUCCCCUUCCCCCUCUUACCCCUUCUUACUCCCCCUCCCCCUCUUCUUACUUCCCCCUCUUACCCCUUUCUUACCCCCCUCCCCUCUUUCUCUUACUUCCCUCCCCUUCUACUUCCCCCCUUCUUACCCCCUCCCUCUUACCCCUUUCUUACUCCCUCCCCUUCUUACUCUCCCUCUUCUUACUCUCCCCCUCCCUCUUACCUCUUUCCCCCUCCCCGCCUACCCCUCCUCCCUCACUCCCUCUUCUACCCUCCCGUACCGUGGUCAGCUGCCUGCUGUUCCGCGCGGAACAGGAGUUUCUCUCUCUGUACCGUCGGUCGGACAGGAAGGUGCACACUGAGCGUGCACCUUCCUAUCACUCCGGCCGGCCACCGCGGACAGCAGAGCGGCUCGGCCACGCUACAGGGGAGGUGAGUACCAACUGCAGCCGCCUGAGCGCUCUUGACAGAGCGCUCAGGCGGCUGCAGUAUUUAAAGGGCCGGCGUAUAACACGCACCCACAAUUUCUCCCCUAUUUUCAGGGAGAAAAAGUGCAUGUUAUAUGCCGAUAAAUACGGUACUUAAUACAAAAAAACAUGCUUAAAUUCAAACGCUCAAACAAUGCUCACAAAUAUAAUGCAAUGAUGCGAAAAUGGUAGAUACCCAUCUGGCAUAGCAUUGUUGAAGUUCUCCGACAGACGAAGAUCUACCUUUAGGCCACACUUGCACUAAAGGGGGGCCCAGAAAACAUACUUGCACCAGGGCCCUCUCUACAUUAGUUCCACCACUGGGACAAUCAACGUGAGAUGCCUGGAUGAAAGAGCAGGACACAGCACUUCUGAUUCUGAGUCUGUGAGUAAGCAGUUGUAUGUCUCUAAAACUGAUUACCAUGAUGUGCAAAGUUUCUGCCUCUAAAACUGCCAUGAUAUCCCACAAUUAUGCCUCUAAAACUGCCAUGUUAUGCCAAUUUUAUGCAUCUAAAAGCUGAUUGCCAAGGUAUGCCAAUUGUAUGCAUCUAAAAGCUGAUUGCCAUGGUGUGCCAAUUUUAUGCAUCUGACUGUUUGCCAUGGUGUGCCAGUUGUAUGCCUCUGAAGCUGAUUGCCAUGAUGUGCCAAGUUUAUGCAUCUAAAAGUGAUUGCCAUGGUGUGCCAAUUUUAUGCCUCUAAAGCUUGUUGCCAUGGUGUGCCAAUUGUAAGUCUCUAAAACUGAUUGCCAUGGUGUGCCAAUUUUGUGCACCUGAAGUUGCCAUGAUGUGCCAAGUUUAUACAUCUAUAACGGAUUGCCAUGAUGUACCAAUUUUAUGCGUCUAAAACUGAUUGCCAUGAUGUUACAAUUUUAUGCCUCUAAAGCUGAUUGCCAUGGUAUGCCAAUUGUAUGCAUCUAAAGCGGAUUGCCAUGGUGUGCCAAUUUUAUGCCUCUAAAACUGAUUGCCACGGUAUGCCAAUUGUAUGCAUCUAAAGCGGAUUGCUAUAGUGUGCCAAUUUUAUGCAUCUAAAGCUGCCAUAAUGUUCCAAUUGUAUGCCUGUAAAGCUGAUUGCCAUGGUGUGCCAAUUGUAUGCAUCUAAAGCAGAUUUCCAUGGUGUGCCAAUUUUAUGCCUCUAAAACGGAUUGCCACAGUGUGCUAAUUGUAUACCUCUAAAGCUGUUUGCCAUGGUGUGCCAAUUUUAUGCCUCUAAAAUUAAUGGUCAUGGUGUGCCAAUUGUGUGCAUCUAAAGCGGAUUCCUAUGGUGUGCCAAUUGUAUGCCUCUAAAGCCGAUUACCAUGGUGUUCAUGGUGUUUUAAAAUAUGCAUUAAAAGCAGGUGGGUCUCGAAAAAUUACCGUUUUGAAAAGUGGGUCUCGGCCCAUAAAAGUUUGGGAAGCCCUGCUAUAGAGUGUGGUAUCAGAAAUAAAUUUCCCCACCCGGUCCCAGUAUUCUCCCAGGGCCGGACAAUCCCAAAAUGUGUGUAGCAUAGUGCCUAUCUGUGUUUUGCAUCUCCAGCAUAGCUCCGCGAUAUAGAUUCGCGAUAACUUGUAUGGCACCAGGUACCAUCUCAUGGUGAUUUUACAGAAGGCUUACCAGACCGAUAAGCUCCUUGAGGCUCGUUUAGUAAUUGACAUAGCUUCGUGCCAAUGUGACAGAGGUAUCUCAUACCCCAGCUCCUUCUCCCAUUGGAUCAUAUAGGGCAUUUUGUCUUUUGCAGGCCCCUGGAGAAGAGCAUUGUAACAGAGAGAGAGGUUUCAAGUGUUUGGCUGAAAGCACUGAGGGUACAUUCACUACCGCUUCAGGAAGUACAUCAUGUGUUGUGUCUAACCUGGAAAACAUUAAACUUUUUUACUCUCAUGUACAAAAAUAGGUCUCUCGGUGGUAGCGAGUAUUGUUUUUGGAGCACUGGGAAUGGUUUAAAUUUAUCCCCCUCGAAUAGAUCAUUCACCUUUUUGAACCUUUUGUGACCCACGAUUUAAUCGUUAGGUCUGGGGAGAUGCUCAUCAGCACCUCAAUUGGUGCAGAAUGGAAUAGGGUGUCGGGUUUAAUAAUGGUUGAACUCCAGGUUCUCCAAGCUUGUACUAGAAAUUUGGAAUUGUGUAGCAUAUGGGCACACUUGACCGGGCAUCAUGUUGGACCAUAGGGAGCUAGCAAUGUUGUGUGGACUUAUGCAUGCAUUCUCUAGAGACAGCCAAAGCGGGCAGGGGUCCAUAUGUGAGAGUCGCAAAAUGCGUAUUCCUUGAGCUAGCGCCGUGGCCCUAUAAUAGGCCCUGAUGUCUGGUAAUCCCAGCCCUCCCUUGAUAUAAGGGAGCCCUAAAUUAUGGUAUGCCACUCGAGGUGGCUUUCGCUUCCACACAUGUGCAUUAAUGGUAGAUUGAAAUGGAUUAAUAAGUUUGGUAGGCAGUGAUAUUGGCAACGUACGAAAUAGGUAAAGGAUGAGCGUCAGGAUCAUAAUUUUUAGAGAGUUUAUGCGACCCAACCAAGAAACUUCUAAUUCAGCUCAUCUUACCAGUGAGGUUUUUAUCUUGUGUAGCAAUGGAUAGUGGUUUUCUGUUGGAAUUGUUUGGAUGGAUUUAGUCAAUUGAACCCCUAGCUAGGACAGUUUUUUUUCCUCCAAUCAAAUGUGUAUAGUUUUUAUGGCUGGGUCACUACGGCUUGAGGGAGAUUUAUGGGUAAAGCUUGGGUUUUGGCCGUAUUGUUUCUAUAGUAGGAGAUUCUACCAUAUGUGUUCAGGAUUUCUAGUAGCUUCGGAAUUGAAGUUGUUGGGUCCGAAAGAAACAGGAGAAUAUCAUCCGCGAAUAACACUAAUUUUUUCAUACCCCCCGGGGUAACUAAAACUAAACUGGAAUUAGUGUGUUCUGGUUAAAGGACCACUAUAGUGCCAGGAAAACAUACUCGUUUUCCUGGCACUAUAGUGCCCUGAGGGUGCCCCCACCCUCAGGGACCCCCUCCCGCCCGGCUCUGGAAGGGGGAAAGGGGUUAAAUCUUACCUUUUCCCAGCGCUGGGCGGAGAGCUCUCCUCCUCCGUUCCUCCUCCUGGGCUGAAUGCGCACGCGCGGCAAGAGCUGCACGCGCAUUCAGCCCGUCGCAUAGGAAAGCAUUUACAAUGCUUUCCUAUGGACGCUUGCGUGCUCUCACCGUGAAAAUCACAGUGAGAAGCACGCAAGCGCCUCUAGUGGCUGUCAAUGAGACAGCCACUAGAGGAUUAGGGGGAAGGCUUAACCCAUUCAUAAACAUAGCAGUUUCUCUGAAACUGCUAUGUUUAUGAAAAAAUGGGUUAACCCUAGCUGGACCUGGCACCCAGACCACUUCAUUAAGCUGAAGUGGUCUGGGUGCCUAGAGUGGUCCUUUAAUUUGGCGUAAGAGUGGUUCCAAGCAUAGGAUAAAAACAAUCUGGGACAGCGGACAUCCCUGUCGCAUGCCGUUGCAUAUAUAGAAAGGUGUAGAUAGGAACCCUGUGCUAAAAACUUUAGAUAUGAAAGCGGGUGGGAAGUUCAUUCUUUCUAGCGUUCGCUCCAUGUAGCCUCAGUGCAAUCGAUCGAACGCCUUUUCGGCAUCCAAAGCAAGGAUCAGACCACUCCGGGACGAAGGUUGGCCCAGUCUAUGAGGUUCAGAAAAUGUCUGGUGGUGUCCUCAAUUUGCCUGCCUGGUACAAAGCCUGUUCAUCAGAUAUGAGUGUGAGAAAUAGAGGCUUAAGUCUUGUCGCCACUAUUUUGGCAUAGAGUUUUACGUCAGCGUUCAGUAAAGAUAUCGGGUGGAGAUUGGCGCAGAAUGUCGGGGGUUUGUUGGGUUUGGACAACGUUAUUAUGUAGGCUUCUAGCAUCUCCUUUGGAAGUGUGCCUUAGUCUUUAAUAGUGUUAAACAGCGUGGUGAGGUGGGGGGACAGUUGAUCCACUAACUUUAUAUAAUAAUAGUUGGAAAGCCCAUCUGAGCCUGGUGCUUUGUGUUUGGGUAGUGUGGUGAUCGCUUUCCUAACCUCCUCCUCCGUAAACGGGUUCACGAGCAUUGCACAUUGGUCUUGAGACAAUUGAGGUAUUUGCACUAGGUUCAAGAAUGUAUCUAUUUCCUCCCUUGUAGGCUGGUGUGUUUCAGGGUCUAUAUGCAAUUGGUAGAGGGAUUCGUAGAACCCUGCUAGUUCGUUAACAAUGUCCUGAAGAUGAUAUAAUUUUAUCCCCUGUUUGGAUGUAAUAUAGGGAAUUUUAGUUUGCAAUUGCCUCUGUUUCAAUUUAUUGGCCAGUCGCUUGCCUGCUUUAUUUCCUGUACUAUAGUAAGUUUGCUUUAGUUACUGCAUAUGCUGUUCAGUCGUGUGGAGUUGUAGGGAGGUAAGUUUAGUUUUUAAAGUCAUGUGAUUUUUGUGGCGCUGUCUAGUUGGGUUGACUUUGUGUAGGGCUUCUAGUUCUAUGAUUUCUUGUUCUAGUUUAAUUUGUUCGUCGAGGCGUUUUUUAUUAUUUAGGGCGUCCAUUUGAAUAAGGUGACCCCCUACCACCGCUUUAUGUGCUAACCAUUGGGUCGUACGUUGUUUAUGUUCAAAAAAGUAUUGUGCUAGACGGGUCUGCAGGUCAGUUAAAAAUUUUGGGUUGUCUAGUAUUGCUUCAUUUAGCCUCCACGUGCCUCGGCCCCUGGCCGGGUGGGGGGCCUUCAAUAUAACAACCUGUGGUGCAUGGUCUGACCAAGUGAUUGAGCCUAUGUUCGCCCCAAAAGCAUGUCGUAGUGUACUUUUGUCAAGUAAGCACAAGUCAAUCCUGGAAUAGGUCAUGUGUACCUGUGAGUAAAAUGUAUAGUCUCUAUCUGUGGGAUUAAGGAUGCGCCAUGCGUCGUAAUAAUUUUUUGUGUGUAGAAGAUCAGAUAGGUGUACGCCCAGUGAGAUGGCUUUUUGUGUGAGCAGUUUGAGAUGUGAUCUACACAUGCCCACCGCGGGUCAGGGGUGCAAUUAAAGUCCCCGCAUACUAUUGUAUGUCCUAAUUUACAUUGGUCAAUUUUUCCAAGGGCCAUACUUAGGAAGGAUUUCUGGGUGUCGUACAAUGACGCCACUGUGACCUGAAGGCCGUUCAAAGUACCAGAUAUGAUUAUCAGUCUACCGUCCUUGCUUGCAUACUGUUUGUUUAGGGUGAAUGCCCAGUCGUUAUGAAAGUAUAUGGAAACUCCCUUAGAUUUGGUAUCGGUAUAGGCAUGGGUAUAGUUUUUAAUUUGAAACUUGGGGGGAUUGCGUGCGCAGAAGUGGGUCUCCUGCAAACACACAAUUGCUGCCUUGGAUUGGGUCAAGUCGCGUACCAAUAGUCUGCACUUGUGGGGUCUGUUUAGACCCUUUGUAUUCAUAGUGAACACUUUAAGAAGGUCAGCCAUUGUACAAAAACUUAUAGUUGCAUAUUUUACUGGCCAUGUGAUUCCAGGCAUGGGAUAGUGUGCAGCCGUCUUGGGGAUUUGGUCACAAGUUCUUCAUGUGCUUGUGUGGGGAACAUACCCCAUUCUUUGAGGAGAUGCAUUCCCACCUCUGGUUCGUUUACUACGUGGUGUCUCCCGUUUUUCCAGAUGAGGACCUUUGUGGGGUAUCCCCAUCUGUAUGGCACAUUGUGAUUCCUCAGCGUUUUCGUGACGUUGAUAAAUUCUUUCCUCCUAGCCAUUGUUACUGCAGAUAAGUCCGCAAAUAGCUGGAUUUCUCCAUGGGGGUCUAGCAGUUUGGGUAACUUCCUAGCCGCUGCGAGCAACGCGUCUUUUGACUUGUAGUAGUGGAAUCUUACCACUAUGUCCCUUGGUGUGUCUUGGGUGAGCCUUGGAGGUCGUGGUAAACGGUGUGCUCUAUCCAUAAACCAUUCUCCCUCGGCUAUUCCAGGUGAUAGAGAUUUACAAAGGUUCAGAAGGUAUACAUAGUCUGAUGAGACUGACUGGGAUCCCCCUGAAACGAAUAUUAUUCCUCCUCGAGCGGUCUUCCAUGUCUGCUAAUUUCCUUUUGAGUUGCUGGUGUUCCUCUGCUAGAAGAUGCACAGUUUCUGCUAAUUCAUUUUGUGACAAGCUUAUUUCGUCCGUGACUUCAACUGCCAACUGCUGUUCUGAGCGGUAGCAUGGAGUAAGUGCUCCACUCCAUAAGGACCCAAUAGCUUGAUGUUUUGAAGCAAAUAAACGUUGUUAUAACGUAUUUACAAGCCCCUGACUUCACUGAUAUCCAUGGCACUGGCAAAGCAAACCAAAAUCACGGACCCGCUUUGCGGCAAAAAAAAGACUGUGCGCGGCCUUUGCAAGAUGGCGGCGAUAACAGACUUUCGGUCUCACAAGGGGCUGAAGCAAAUGCCACCUCACAGACUUUUGAAGCACAACCUUUUUUGGACGGGAACCACUACACCGAUGCUCCGGUGACUGAAAAAAAGCUCUAUGCCAUGCUGCAGGAAUUUCGUGUUAUAUUGCAGGAAGACUUCAAAAGUGUCACAGGGGAAAUAAGACGGGAAUGGCCGACCUAGGUGAGCGCACCAAUCAUCUAGAAGCCCGCACGGAAGACAUCUGAUGUAUUUUAAUUCAUGCAUUAUGCAAAAAUCAUUGUGUUUAUUUGGUUUCUUUUGCUUGAUGGCCGGUUCGUGAUACCAGAUUUAGAGCCCUUGUCUCAAACUUCCAAGUGGAAGUGGUAAAACUUCUAACAAUACAAUCGGUGGUAUAUUUUUCAUUGGAUCAAUAAAGGGCCAUGUCACUUCUCUGGGAGUAAGACAAUUGGAUAAAGCAUCACUUUUAACCCAUGUUAACCUUUCUCCUGCAAUGCUCUAUUUUCUUUAUGAUUUAGCAGUUAAAAUCUAGUUCAGUCCAGACACGGUCAGAGCACAUGUUCAAUUGCAGAAGUUGAAAAAGAAACGGAAAAUGUUCCUUCCUGGCAAUUGAUUAUCUACUUGUAGAUUUUUUGGUUGUGGGGAGGACUCUGUGCUGAGUGACCAGUUCCGAGGCUGAUUUUUACAUAGUUUAAUUUUUCAGACUUCGAAACCAAACAUGUGUUAACUACAUUAUGCAUAAUAUUAAGAAUCUUGUGGAAGCGGGGGCAUGGCCACAAUGUGCCAUUCCAGACAAAAUAACUCUUAUAUCUUAGCCUUAGGAAGUAAUAGGUGUCCUUACAUUGAUGCUGUAAUCCUUUAAGGUAGGACAAACCAGAACUGCAAUUUUCUGGCUUAGAAAUCCACUUCUCACUUUAUCGCAGCCAGCUGGCUCCAGUUCCUUGCUGAUUGUUACAUAAAACUUUGAAAGUCAAGCAACCAUCUUUUUGGAUCACACUACCCUCUAGGGUCCCUCUAGCAUGUAAGCUUAUUGAGCAGGGCCCUCAACCCCUCUGUUCCUGUGCGUCCAUUUGUCUGGUUACAAUUACGUGUCUGUUAGUCCACCCAUUGUACAGCGCUACGGAAGUUGCUGGCGCUAUAUAAAUAAUAAUAAUAAUAAUGAUGAAGCUCCUGCACAUUUGAGCUAUAUCAAUUAAAAGCACAGCAAGAUUUUUAAGCUCAUCCAAAAUGCCGCCACCUACUGGUCAUUCUGACAUGUGGCACCUUACAGUUCUUUUUUGCCACCCUCAUAGCGUUGCAUCCAGGUAUUGGGUAAGUACAUAUUCUGCGCAUAUUAUCCUCAAAAUAAGACAACUUAUGAUGUCUAACUGAACAUUUUUUUUUUUUUUUUUUGGACAAUGGCCUCAAUAUAAUUUGUUUGUUUGGAUCAGAAAUUAUUUCAUUCUUUUAGCAAAAAGCUUUUCAAAUGGUUUAUCUGCAAAAAUCCCCUUAGAGUUGGUGGGCAAAUUAUUUGAACAAUUUUUUUUUUCUAACCUAAUUGAAUUAAUCCGGAUUAAAACAAAUUUAGUCUAUGCCAAUUUCUGAGAAUCUGUAAUGUUUACAUUUGUUAGUAAACACGCUCCUGUUAGACUGACAGCCCGUAGACGAGCUUCCUCAUCGAAUACCUUUAAAAAUAUGAGUUGUUUACUUUUGGCAUCAUCCAGUCCAGUAUGAUGAUAGUGACUGCUGUCUCCACUUCCUCUCUGUGAGAAACUUUGGAUUGGACAAAGGUCGUCACAACUGAUGAAUUAAUUGAAAGUGCACUAGCUGUAUCAAGAAGUUAUAUACAGGUAAAUACUUUGAUCAGCCACAGCAUUAAAACUACUGAGAGGUGAAGGGAGUAUCAUUGAUUAUUUCGUUACAAUUGCACACGUCAGGGGUGGCAUAUAUUGGGCAUCAAGUGAACAGUCACUUCUUGCAUUUCAUCUUUUAGAAGCGGGAAAAAUGGGCAAGUGAAAAGAUCUGACUUUGAUAAUUGCCAAAAAUUGAUGGCUAGUCCACUGGGUCAGAGCAUCUCCAAUGCAGCACGUCUUGUGGGGUGUUUCCAGUAUGCAGUGGUUAGAACCUACUAACACUGGUGCAACGAAGUACAGCUGUGUACCGGCGUCAUGUUCAUGGACACUCAAGUCUCAUAGAUGCAUGUGGGGAGCUAAGGCUAGCCCGUCUAGUCCAAUCACACAGAACUACUGUAGCUCAAAUUGCUGAAAAACUUAAAGCUGACCAUGAUAGGAAGAUGUCAGAACACACCGUGCAUAGCAGUUUGCUGCGUAUUGGGCUAUGUAGCCACAGACCUGUCCAUGGCCAUGGCCGAAAGCACCUUCAAUGGGAACGUGAGUGUGAGAACUGGACCAUGGAACAAAUGAAGAUCUUGUAGAUCAGGUGGAUGGCUGGGUGCAUGUUCAACGUUUACCUGGGGAAGAAAUAGCUGCAGGAUGAACUGUGGGAAGAAAGCAGACCAGCGAAGGCAGUAUUAUGCUCUGGGAAAUGUUCUGCAUGGAAAACAUGGGUUCUGACAUUGAUGCGGGUGUUACUUUGACAUGUACCACCUACCUAGAGAAUGUUUUAGACCUCAUACACCCCUUAAUGGCAGUGGUGUUCAGUGAUGGCAGUGGACUUUUUGAGCAAGAUAAUGCAACCUGCCACACUGCAAAAUAUGUUCAGGAAAGGUUCUAGGAACAUGACAAAGAGUUUGUGUUGCUUUGGCCUCCAAAUUCCUUAGAUCUCCAUGCAAUCCAAGGAGGCCCCACAUUGCAACUUGCAGGUCUUAAAAGGAUCUGCUGCUAAAAUCAUGGUGCCAGAAACAUGUACUACAGGACACUUUCUUGUGGAGUCCAUGCCUCGAUGCAUCAGAGCUGUUAUGGCAGCACAAGGGGGGACCUACACAAUAUUGGGCAGGUGGCUGACCAGUGUAUAUAUACAUUCUCUUUCUCUCCCCUGCCCAAUUAAUUUCUUUCUGUAUUUCAGCUUACUUCCUGUGCUUUAACCAUCUUCGAAGGCUAAAGAUAUACAAGUUUAUGUAUAUUAAUAGAACAAAACAAUCUUACAUUUUUUAGGAUUUGUUUUAUGUAAUCCAAUCGUACUUUUGUCUUGAUGGAAUUGUCUAUAUACAUCUGUCCAUAUCACAACAACCAUUUGUAUGUGACCAGAAGCUAACCUAGGAAAACUUCCAUAAAGGAAAUAGCCGAAUGGAAUAAGAACGAUUGAAUCAGAAUGUAACCCUUUCCAUGCCAACAGAUGCCAAAACUCACAAUUUGCCUGUGCGGCAGUAAACUGUUUAAAUGCUGUUAGGAAAACCAGGCUGUGGGAACCAGUAGCUUCUCCUUGAUGAGUUCAGAUAGACAUUCUGUAUCCUCAGAGGCAUGCAAAUCUAUCUACAAAUACCAGCCAGUCAAAGACUGUAUCAUUUGUGCUUAUUGUUUUUUUUUAAUGUUUCUAAAUUGCAAGAAUUUCCCUAGCACUGCCACAAAAGCAGAAUGUACCCUUUGUAGGAUAAUCCCUGUGUUUUCACAGCGCAGGGUUCCAAGCACCAGCUGUCAGCCAGCGUGCCUGGGACUCACUCAAGCAUCACCACCUCGAUUAAUUCAAGCUCCAGACCGAUGGUAGGCAUGGGAAUCUGUAACUAAGGGCCCCAUUCAUCCCUCUGUGUCAACAGCCAAAAGAGUGGAAAACUAUUAAUUUGUUUGAUCAGUAGACCGGAGUAUAUCUACAGCAAUUCUUAGUUUAGACAUUCAGUUCCAAAUGUUAAUAAAUCCCACUGAUCCGGGACACCUUGGGUAAUAAAAUCCUCACAUUAUCAUAAAUUAUAUGAUGCACUUCAUCAGUCAACUAGGCCUGAGUUCCUUCAAAUUAAAGUUCUAUCGUUGUGCUUUUUUUUUUAAACAGCAUAACAUCUAGUGACAGUUCCUCAGCAUGUCCUGUUCUCCAUAAAUAUAUCUGUAAAUGAAAGUAGAGUUAAAUGAUUCCAAAGUAUAUCUCAUGUUAUGGGAGGAGCCUGGGGGAACUAAUCAUGCCUUCAGAUGGAUAAAUGAUUCGUUUUCGUUUUUGACUUUGAAGCUUCAUAAGCUAUUGUUGUUUUGGUGCUGGUCAUAUCCCUUUAACUUUUUUUUUUAAAGUGACGCAAAUUAUCUGCUUAUAGCCGCUUUUAGAAAAGUGUCCUCUCCUCCAAUGUGGUCCAAUCCAAUGCUCCUUAUAGAGGAACAUUGGGGACCUAAUGCACAUCGGCGGUUAGUGCUGCUCACGCAUUCAUACUUUCUCAAAGGAAAGCAUUGAAUCAGUGCUUUCCUAUGGGGUUUUUGCUAUAAACCUUGAAUUUCUCGAAAACCGCAUUGUUUUACUGCACCCAGGUCAUCUCAUUGAAAUUACGUUGUCUGGCCGACUAUAGUCUCCUUUUAACUAUUUUGUAUGUAAUCAUGUCACAUUAUCUACCAAUCAAUACAUAUAUACAUUGUUACCCAUAUCAGUGUGCUGCAGAUAUUGCAUUUUUAGAAACCAGAAAUAUGAGACGGUUGUUUUGUAUUUUCACCCAUUAAUCUGAGUAUUCUGAAAAUAAUAGAAUAAUAAACCCCAAUAUUAUAGCAUCACAAUGGAAAUAAUAAUUCCUGUAUGAUGUCGUUUUAUUUUUUGUUUAGGUUUAGAUGAUGAUCAACUUGCCCCUACUUUCUGGAACUCUUUACCGUGUGCAAUCAGAGAGGCACAGUCCAUACAGACUUUAAAAAAAAAAAAAAAAAAGCUAAAGACUCUCCUCUUCCAUCAGGCAUUCAUUCCGCUCAGCUGACCUUCAGAAACUCCUAACUUUUAUGUCUUUAUGUUUGUAUACUUGUAAAGUACUUUAAGUCUCACAGGGAGAAAAACACUAUAAAAAUCGCAAAUUAUUAUUAUAAUAACUUAUAGCUUUCAAUAGCCAUCUACCAUUAAUACUCCCAUUAACCGUAAUAUCUAAGUUGACUGAUGGAGCUGCAUUACUUUAAACAAGCAUUAGACUCUCUGUGGUCACUUGUGAAUGUGCUAUUAUAAAUGUUUAUGUUUAAGGAGUGUUUUCCAAUCCAUGUCUCUCUGUACCCCUAGCAGGAAAUGACCUACUGCUGGACUGCACAGAAGGUGAAGAUUUUGACAAGGAGUUUUCCUUCUUGAAUUUGCAACCCGGUAAUCCACCUGAGCUUGGGUUAGAUGAUCAGGAUAUCUUCGGAGGGACAAUUGCUAGUUCAGAUGAGAGUGGACAGUGGACAAACCAGACCGAAAACUUGGCAGGAUUUCUCCCUUCACAGCUCUUGGACUUGGGUCUGCAAUCUGCAGGAGAAUUCAACAGUGAGUACCAUGCUGAACAAUAUAUUGCUUCAGGCAAUAGCAGAGCUUGACAAGUCAUAUUUCCUCUUUGUGCAAUCUUAGUAUAACUUUUGUUUGUUUGUUUUGUAAUAAAUAAAUUCUAAAUUCUGGUACCAGAGAUAAGCCGGUAAACAGAUAGAUGGGUCACACCACUAUAAUAAAGUACUUUUGAAGAGAUCUGAUGAAUGUUAAUGAUGGCAGUGUUUAGAUGUAGUAGAGCACAUAGAUAUACCCUGGUGGUUGCCAAUAAAUUAGCUAUUUGUGCAGAAUGCCAAAAAUUGUCCUUGUUUCCAGCUCCAAGGAUUUCUAAUUGAAUGCAAUGAUUACUAGCAUCUCGUUGCAAAAUGUAGUUGGUCUAGGGCAGGCAAGUUUCCAUACACCCUGUUUCUGAAAUCUAUUUACAUUUUAUUGUGCAUCCUGUUACCAAUAUUUUGGCAUGAGCACUCUGAUAGAUUAUGAAAUAUAAUAAAAGCUAGAGAGACGGUGCACUUUUAGAAUUCCAUAUCUAUUGUCGUUAACAGUGCAUUAUGAAAAAUGCUUUGCAAGACAACCCAGCCUGCAUGUCAGCACUAUUUCACUCUCAAAAAGAACUGAGAAGCGUCAGACAGCAAAAGUUUAAAGAUGAGUGUUGCUUUUUUCAGGUUGGACGCUUACAGAUCUAUCUUCAGGCAACUCUGAUCCUAGUAGUCAGGGUUGUCCUCAAAAGCACACACCCGACCCACAAGGCUCUGGUAAGUCUCAUAAUGACAUCUCAAGGGAGAGACAUUACUACUUUAAGAUUUAAUUUCUCUAACUUUUAUUACAGGUCUUAAAAUUCCCUCACUAUCAGUUUUAACUUGUUUUGAUCACGUGUGUUCGAGAGAAGCAGGACACUUCAUACAUGGAGAAGAAAUACAUGGGGUCUGUGGUACUAAAAACCCAUAUUGGCCAGUUGUGCAACACACCUAGAACUGAUGAGAAAAAUCCAGUAUCGCUGGUAUAUGGUACCGGACAGACUGGUGCGAAUCUACCCGAACACUACUAGCUCCUGCUGGAGGUGUUUACAGGAAACGGGAACAAUGUACCACAUUUGGUGGACUUGUCCCAAGAUCAAGGGAUACUGGUGUAUGGUGGGAGACGUAUUAUCAGGCACAUUUUGGAUGGGCAUCACACUCACACCUGAUACAUGCCUUCUAUUCAUGCCACUGGAAAACAUCUCUAAACCGGCCUCUACUCUACUCUUCCACGUCCUCAUGGCUGCAAACUUGCUGAUAGCCAGAGCAUGGAAAUCUACAGAAAUACCGGGUCGUAAUGCCCUUACAGUGCAGAUCACCCUGAAUCUGGACUAUGAGUCAAUGGCCCAUAAGCAUAUUAGCCCAAAAAAGCAUAUACAGAAAGCGGGAAUCAUGUGGCACACCUACAUUAAAACUCAAACACACACGGAACAUACCCACACCCCAUGCGCACGUGACCAAGGGGGAGAGGCGGGGUAAGACGUAACAACACGGGACACUACCUGUAGGGCUAUUAUUACAUGACAAACUAAACAUGACGCAAAACCUCUGGUACAGAGGUUCACCACCGGGGGCAAACGAAGGAGGCGGGACUGGGCGCUAGAGGAGUGGGGGGGCGGAAAUCUGGGCUGGACUCGGGGCUCUCGACCCAAGAUUCACAAUAGGCAACUCAGCACACUUGGCAAUGGCAAUCAACAAAGACACCGGGCACUCUGUGGCUUCCGAACACGGGGGCUUCACCCUAAAUGAUGGGACCACCCUGAUAAGAGACUGAAGAAGCAAGCCUCUUCUGUAAAUAGUUACCCCCCACCCCCAUACCUCUUCCUUUAAAAUUCCCUCCUCCCCCCUGUUUAAAAAAAAAAAAAAAAAAAGAAAAGAAAAAGGAGCCAAGCGGUCAGGCGGACUUGAGGGAGGAACAGGGAGGUAAUGGAUACAUCUGAACACCACCUCUAGAAGGGAGACAUAAAAGCAUUGCUACUGCUAUGCAAGCACACGCAAAAAAAAAAAACUGUCUGUCUUAGUUAAGCUACCAUCACCAGAAACCCACCUGACUUGCCGAUGGUUAUGUCUUGCGUAGACACCUGAGGUGAGCGGAGCAGCAAGACAAGGUACAAAGUAGACACGAUAAGAAACACAAGGCCUGAGAUCAAACCCUACAUGGCAUCACUCGUUCAGACAGGCCACCCCGUACCCAGCCGCUAAGCCCAAGACGAUAGGCACCUCAUUAAUCUUUCGUAUAGCACAGGAUUGAAAGUAUGCAUGUACUAUCGAACAAUAAUUGUAAUGUGUGUAUCUAUUGGUAAUGCAAUGUACCCUCUGGGUUAAGGUACCCGACCCUCCCUUCUUCUUUUUUGUACCCAAUUGCCUUUUUGCUGACUCAAUAAAAACUGUCAAAUUGAAAAAAAAAAACAAACCCCAUAUUGGGGUGGUCCCACCACUUUUGGACAUUUGCAAGGCACAUCUAGAUUUUCAUUUAAAUCAAGUGUCUCUCUCCAGGAGCAGUGAGAAAAUUAGUUGUCAAAUUAAUGUCAAAUACUAAUUGGACUUUUCAUAUAGCAGCUCGCACACAAAAGUGGCAUCACUCCCAUCCAACAGAUAUUAGAAAGAAAGAUUGGGCACACAGAUGCCAUCCUGAAGCAAACUUUAUUGGCUCAUGGAGCAAUGGCUGUACAAAAGAGUCUUUCUCAAGUCUGACAAUAAAAUCUGCUUCCGGAUGACCUCCGUGAGUCCUGUCCUUUCUUUCUAGUGUCCAUUAGAGCAGUGAGAAUAGUCUGAAAUCUGGACACAAGCAUCUACCUAUACAGAUGAAACAUAGUAUUUAAAAAUGCCAUGUGCAUUUCAAAUAUAAGCUUUGCGUCUAUAAAGGGAACAUGACAAAUGUGAUUAUUACAUUUUUAUGAAUAACAUUAGUUUGACUUUAAAAUAUCAAUAUAUAAAUAUAUACCAAGAUAUUAUUGUGCACAUUUCACUUUAAUUCUUUCCAAGCACAAACAAUGACUUGUAACUAUGUGUAGCAAUUGCCAGAGAUGCCAAUAUUAUCUUUUUCUUUUCGUGGUAAACUUAUCCCCGUCUGGCACUGUGCAUCUAGCAUGAUUCUGCUGUGAGCAAUGUGGCUCGACCAGUUUCUUUUUAACCCGGUCUCAUUCAGGAAAGGCACUUGGUAUGAUGUCCACAGCUCUGUCUGUUUUUUUUUUUUUUAAGCCAAUCCACUGUUCAUGUUCUUUCUGUCUCUUGCAGACCAAAGGACCAGGAAGAGGGACAUGUCUGCAUGGUUAAAUAUGUUCGCAGAUCUAGACCCUCUUGCAAACCUAGCAACCGCUAGGCACUCGGACGAUGAACUUAUCAGCGCAUGA
This is a messenger RNA of Pelobates cultripes (western spadefoot toad), 73160 nucleotides long. The record is from the annotation of a GenBank genome assembly. Lineage: Eukaryota; Metazoa; Chordata; Amphibia; Anura; Pelobatidae.